Drosophila ananassae is the source of this 71432-nucleotide messenger RNA. RefSeq lists its product as uncharacterized. Gene Ontology annotation, cellular component: nucleus. Bases 460 to 69513 code for a protein of 23017 amino acids. Lineage: Eukaryota; Metazoa; Arthropoda; Insecta; Diptera; Drosophilidae. The record is from RefSeq and is a predicted model, not a curated record. Gene Ontology annotation, molecular function: zinc ion binding; calcium ion binding. The transcript has 76 exons.
GAGUCUCCAAGUCAGUCUGCCGGCACACCGCGCUGUGUGCACCUCGCUCAAUAGUUUUAUCCGCCGAUCGGUUGCGUUUAGUUUGUGGUUAAGUGAAAGUUUGCCAGGCUUUGGUUAAUUUCAUCUACAAUUUUACCUUGUGAAAAUUCCGAAAAACCAAACGCGCGCAAAGCCAUCAAAAGUGUUCAAAAGAAAAGCGUUAAAUAUUGUUAAAUACAACAAUAAGAAAAAUAUUCCAGUGUCUGUGCCUGUUGCUGUUGCCGCCGUUUCGCAGCCGCAGAGUGUGUGUGUGUACCAGCGUCUAUAUCUCUGUGUUUUUUGACGGCAAAUCGCUUUUGGCAGCUGCCUUGGCAGCAGCCAUCUAAGAAACAAAGUCUUUUUUGCUGGCGUCGCUCUUCGUUGGCAGCUGUUGGCAGUAUGAACUGAUUUUGGCCGAAAGUGGAUGAAUAAAAUGCAAAAAUGAAAAUAUUUUUGCCACUAGUCACGUGGAUAGUGCUACUACUCUCGAGUGCAGUACAUUCACAAUUUUCACAACUACGGCAACCAUUCAAAAGGUCCGCUAACCUAAGAGGGAACAGUCGGUUUCGGGGUGAGGUCUUCUACCUGAACCUCGAGGAUGGCUACUUUGGCUGCCAAGUCAACGAGUCCACCGACUAUUUGCAGCUGUACGAACUAUCGAAACUAUGCGACGGCACCCAGGACUGUUAUCUGGGUUCCGAUGAGCUGAGCAAAGAGCUCAAAUGCACAAAUGACUGUGAUAAGGAUGGCACCCAGUGCACUCAUGGCGCGUGUUUGAAUGGCGUCUGCCAUUGCAAUGACGGCUACGGCGGUUGCAAUUGCGUGGACAAAGAUGAGAACGAAUGCAAACAGCGGCCGUGCGAUGUGUUUGCCCAUUGCACAAAUACACUGGGCAGCUUUACGUGUACCUGCUUUCCGGGCUAUCGCGGCAAUGGCUUCCACUGUGAAGACGUUGACGAAUGCCAAGAUCCCGCGAUAGCAGCGCGAUGCGUGGAGAACGCCGAGUGCUGUAACCUGCCGGCGCACUUCCUCUGCAAGUGCAAGGACGGCUACGAGGGCGACGGCGAGGUACUCUGCACGGAUGUGGACGAGUGCCGGAAUCCGCAGAACUGCGGCCCCAACGCCCUCUGCACCAAUACGCCGGGCAAUUACACGUGCUCCUGUCCAGAUGGAUUCGUUGGGAACAAUCCUUAUCGGGAGGGCUGUGUCGAUGUGGACGAGUGCUCGUAUCCGAAUGUCUGCGGACCCGGUGCCAUAUGUACGAAUCUCGAGGGCAGUUAUCGCUGCGACUGCCCGCCGGGAUACGACGGUGAUGGACGAUCGGAGUCCGGCUGUGUGGACCAGGACGAGUGCGCCCGGACGCCCUGCGGCCGGAACGCAGACUGCUUAAAUAUGGACGGCAGCUUCCGCUGUCUGUGUCCGGAUGGAUACAGCGGUGAUCCCAUGGUGGGAUGCGAGGAUGUCGAUGAAUGCGCCACUAACAAUCCAUGCGGUUUGGGUGCUCAAUGCGUGAACAUGGGCGGUAGCUUCCAGUGUCGCUGUCCCCUCGGCUUUGUUUUGGAACACGAUCCGAACGCGGAUCAACUGCCCCAGGAGCAGCCGCUAGGCUACGGGCCGGGGGCAACCGAUAUCGCGCCCAUUCAGAGGACGACGGGCGCCGGGCUGGCCUGCCUGGACAUCGAUGAGUGCAACCAGCCGGACGGUGUGGCCAAGUGCGGCACCAAUGCCAAGUGCAUCAACUUCCCCGGCUCGUACCGCUGCCUCUGUCCCAGUGGAUUCCAAGGACAGGGCUAUUUGCAUUGCGAGAACAUCAACGAGUGUCAGGACAAUCCGUGCGGGGAGAACGCGAUCUGUACGGAUACGAUUGGCAGUUUCGUGUGCACCUGCAAGCCGGACUACACCGGAGAUCCGUUCCGCGGAUGUGUGGACAUCGACGAGUGUACGGCGUUGGAUAAGCCGUGCGGACAGCAUGCGGUGUGCGAGAACGCCGUACCCGGCUACAACUGCAAAUGCCCGCAGGGAUACGAUGGGAAACCCGAUCCCAAGGUGGCCUGCGAACAGGUGGACGUGAAUAUCCUGUGCAGCAGCAACUUCGACUGCACCAACAAUGCCGAGUGUAUUGAGAACCAGUGCUUCUGUCUGGACGGAUUCGAGCCCAUCGGAGCCAGUUGUGUGGACAUCGAUGAGUGUCGCACCAACCCGAACGUUUGCGGACCCCAUGCCCAGUGCCUGAAUACUCCCGGAUCCUAUCGCUGUGACUGUGAGGCUGGAUAUGUGGGCAGUCCACCGAGGAUGCCCUGCAAGCAGCCUUGCGAGGAUGUGAAGUGUGGAGCCCACGCCUAUUGCAAACCGGAUCAAAACGAGGCCUACUGUGUCUGCGAAGAGGGAUGGACCUACAAUCCUAGCGAUGUAUCCGCGGGAUGUGUGGACAUCGACGAGUGCGAUGUAAUGCACGGACCCUUCGGCAGCUGUGGCCACAAUGCCACCUGCUCGAACAGCCCCGGCGGAUACACCUGUGCCUGUCCCCCUGGAUUCUCUGGAGACCCGCACUCCAAGUGUGUGGAUGUGGACGAAUGCAGAACGGGUUCGAGCAAGUGCGGAUUGGGAGCUGAGUGCGUCAAUAUGCAGGGUGGAGGAUACACCUGCCGCUGCCCGGAGAGCACCAUCGCCGACCCAGAUCCAAGUGUGCGAUGUGUACCCAUCGUGAGUUGCUCGUCCAGCUCCGAUUGUCCCGGAAACGCCAUCUGCGAUGAAACCAAACGCUGCCUCUGCCCAGAACCGAACAUUGGAAACGAUUGCCGACAUCCUUGCGAGGCCCAGGACUGUGGAGCCCAUGCUCAGUGUAUGUUGGCCAAUGGGCAGGCCCAGUGCCUGUGUGCUCCCGGGUACACUGGAAACGCCGCUCUGCCUGGAGGAUGCAAUGAUAUCGACGAGUGUCGGGCCAAUCCCUGUGCCGAAAAGGCUAUUUGCUCCAAUACCGCCGGUGGCUACCUGUGCCAGUGUCCCGGGGGCUCCAGUGGAGAUCCUUAUCGGGAAGGCUGCAUCACCUCCAAAACGGUUGGCUGCUCCGACGCGAACCCCUGCGCUGCUGGUGAGAGUUGUGUCCAGGAUUCGUUCACUGGCAAUAGUGUAUGUAUCUGUCGUCAAGGCUACCAGCGGAAUUCGGAGAACGGUCAGUGCCAGGAUCUAGACGAGUGCUCCCUGCAAAGAGGAAAGCCAGCCUGUGGCCUGAAUGCUCUCUGCAAGAACUUGCCGGGAAGCUACGAGUGCCGCUGUCCGCAGGGUCACACCGGAAAUCCAUUUGUCAUGUGUGAGAUCUGCACCACGCCGGAAUGCCAGUGCCAGCCGCCGUACAAGCUUCUGGGCAACAGCUGUGUCCUUGCCGGCUGCUCCGGCGGACAGGCCUGCCCCAGUGGAGCGGAAUGCAUUUCGAUUGCCGGCGGUGUAAGCUACUGUGCCUGCCCCAAGGGCUACCAAACCCAGCCUGAUGGAUCCUGUGCCGAUGUAGACGAAUGUGAGGAGCGCGGAGCGCAUGUUUGUGCGUUUGGAGCUCAGUGCGUCAACCAGCCGGGUGGCUUCACUUGUCACUGUCCGGAGGGCUAUCAGGGAGAUCCCUACAACGGGCUGUGUGCCCUGGACCAGAGGAAAUGUGCCGCCGACAAGGAGUGUGGCAGCAAUGAGAAGUGCAUCCAGCCCGGAGAGUGCGUGUGCCCGCCUCCCUACUUCCUUGAUCCCCAGGAUAACAACAAAUGUAAGAGCCCCUGUGAACGCUUCCCUUGCGGCAUCAACGCCAAGUGCACACCCUCAGAUCCUCCGCAGUGCAUGUGCGAAGCCGGAUUCAAGGGAGAUCCCCUGCUGGGCUGCACGGACGAGGAUGAGUGCGCCCACCUGCCCUGCGCCUAUGGAGCUUACUGCGUGAAUAAGAAGGGCGGCUACCAGUGCGUCUGUCCCAAGGGCUUCACCGGCGAUCCCUACAAGAGUGGCUGCAUCCUGGAGUCCGGAACACCGAAGAGCAAGUGCCUCAGCAACGACGACUGUGCCAGCAAUCUGGCCUGUCUGGAGGGCAGCUGCGUCAGCCCCUGCAUUAGCCUCCUGUGUGGAUCCAAUGCCUACUGCGAAACGGAGCAGCAUGCUGGAUGGUGUCGCUGCCGCGUCGGAUUUGUCAAGAAUGGAGACGGCGACUGUGUUUCCCAGUGCCAGGACGUGAUCUGCGGUGAGGGAGCGCUCUGCAUCCCCACCAGUGAAGGACCCACCUGCAAGUGUCCCCAGGGUCAGCUGGGCAAUCCGUUCCCCGGCGGCAGCUGCAGCACGGAUCAGUGCUCGGCUUCCAGGCCAUGCGGUGAGCGGCAGAUCUGCAUCAACGGCAGAUGCAAGGAACGAUGCGAAGGUGUCGUCUGUGGCAUCGGAGCCACCUGUGACAGGAACAACGGAAAGUGCGUCUGCGAACCGAACUUUGUGGGUAACCCAGAUUUGCUCUGCAUGCCGCCCAUCGAGCAGGCCAAAUGCUCACCCGGAUGCGGAGUGAACGCCCAUUGCGAAUACGGACUUGGACAGAGCCGGUGCGCCUGUAAUCCGGGCACAUUCGGUAACCCCUACGAAGGAUGUGGGGCCACCAGCAAGAAUGUCUGCCAACCAAACAGCUGCGGAUCCAACGCCGAAUGUAGGGCCGUUGACAACCACAUUGCCUGCCUGUGUCCUCAAGGAUUCAGCGGCAAUCCCUACAUAGGAUGCCAGGACGUAGACGAGUGUGCCAACAAGCCGUGCGGUCUGAAUGCCGCCUGUCUAAACACGGCCGGAGGAUUCGAGUGUCUCUGUCUGUCCGGUCAUGCCGGAAACCCAUACAGCAGCUGCCAACCGAUCGAGAGCAAGUUCUGCCAGGACGCCAACAAGUGCCAGUGCAACGAGCGAGUCGAGUGCCCAGAUGGCUACAGCUGUCAGAAGGGCCAGUGCAAGAACCUGUGCUCCCAGGCAGCUUGUGGUCCCAGAGCCAUUUGCGAUGCCGGUAAAUGCAUCUGCCCCAUGGGCUACAUUGGAGACCCGCACGAUCUCGUCCAGGGAUGCAGUGUACGCGGCCAGUGCAGCAACGACGCCGACUGCCAGCACACGGAGAUCUGCUUCCAGCUGGGCAAGGGUCUGCGCAAGUGCGUCGACGCAUGCUCCAAGAUCCAGUGCGGACCUAAUGCUCUGUGCGUGGCCGAUGGCCAUAGAUCCUCGUGCAUCUGCUCGGAUGGAUUCUUCGGUAACCCGAGCAACCUGCAAGUCGGCUGCCAGCCGGAGCGAAAGGUGCCCGAAGUGGACGACACAUGCAAGACGGACAAGGACUGCGAGCGAGGAUUUGGUUGCCAAACGAACGGCCAUGGAACCCGGGAGUGCGUCAACCUCUGCAACAACGUCGUCUGCGGACCCAACGAACUCUGCAAGAUCAACAAGAAGGGUGUGGCCAUCUGCAACUGUGCCGAGAGCUAUGCCUGGAACCCAGUGGUCUCCUCCUGCGAGAAGCCUUCCCUGCCAGACUGUACCAGCGACGCCAACUGCCCGGAUGCCUCUGCCUGUCGACCUGAUGUCCUGGGAGUGCUCAAGUGCGUUGCCAUCUGCGACGCCUUCACAUGCCCGGCCAACUCAGUUUGCGUGGCGAGACAGCACCAAGGACGUUGUGAUUGUCUCCAUGGAUUCGUGGGCAAUCCCAACGAUAGGAACGGUUGCCAACCCGUCCAGAAACACCAGUGCCGCAGCAAUGCCGAGUGCCAAGAGUCGGAAGCCUGUAUCAAGGACGAGGCCAGCCAGAGCCUAGGUUGCCGACCUGCCUGCGAUGCUGUCAAGUGCGGACCCCGUGCCGUGUGCAUCACCAACAACCAUCAGGCCCAGUGCCAGUGCCCGCCAGGACCUUUUGCCGGAGAUCCGUACGAUCCUUUCAACGGCUGCCAGAGUGUCCCUUGCGUCUACAACCAUGACUGUCCGCCCAGCCAAAUGUGCAACCGAAUGACCCACACCUGCUUCGAUGUCUGCGACGAGGAGUCCUGUGGUGAGAACGCCAUUUGCUUGGCUGAUGACCACCGUGCAGUGUGCCAUUGCCCGCCCGGAUUCCGUGGCGAUCCGCUUCCCGAGGUGGCCUGCACCAAACAAGGAGGCUGUGCGGCCGGAACCUGCCAUCCUUCGGCCAUCUGCGAAGUCGCUCCCGAGGGACCAGUAUGCAAGUGCCCGCCCCUGUUUGUGGGUGAUCCCAAGCGUGGAGGAUGUCGUCCGGAUGGCCAAUGCCCCAACGGAGAUGCUGACUGCCCGGUGAACACGAUCUGCGCCGGUGGAAGAUGCCAAAACCCUUGCGAUAAUGCCUGCGGACCGAAUGCCGAGUGCAAGGUGGUUAACAGGAAGCCCGUCUGCAGCUGCCCGCUUCGCUUCCAGCCCAUCUCAGACUCAGCCAAGGGAGGCUGUGCCCGCAGUCAGUCGAAGUGCCUCACGGACGUGGACUGCGGCGGAGAGCUGUGCUACAACGGACAGUGCCGCAUCGCCUGCCGUAACUCGCAGGACUGCUCCGAUGGCGAGAGCUGCAUGAGCAACGUCUGCGUGGUAGCCUGUUUGGAUCACAGCCAGUGCUCCAGUGGCCUGGCCUGCGUGGAAGGUCACUGCAUCAUCGGCUGCCGCAGCAACAAGGAGUGCAAACAGGAUCAGUCCUGCAUUGAGAAUAAGUGCCUGAAUCCCUGCCAAUCCGGAAGCAGUUGCGGACCCAACGCCCUGUGCAGCAUUUCGCAGCACCGUAGCCAGUGCACCUGCCCCGAUGGAUUCGAAGGUAAUCCCACCCCGGAACAGGGAUGCGUGCGAGUGCCGGCCCCCUGCUUGGCCAGCAACCAGUGUCCCAACGGACACAUGUGCAUCGGCAACCAGUGCAACCUUCCCUGUACCAAGACCUCGGCCUGCGCCGUGGGCGAGCGUUGCUAUCAGCAAGUGUGUCGCAAGGUGUGCUACACUAGCAACAACUGCCUGGCCGGAGAGAUCUGCAACUCGGACAGUACCUGCCAACCGGGAUGUGACUCGGAUGCGGACUGUCCGCCCACGGAACUAUGCUUGACCGGAAAGUGCAAGUGCGCCGUAGGAUUCAUUGGAACCCCCUUCGGAUGCUCGGACAUUGAUGAGUGCACAGAGCGGCCGUGUCACGAGAGUGCCCGGUGCGAAAACAUCCCGGGAUCCUACCGCUGUGUCUGCCCUGACGGCACAGUCGGCGAUGGAUAUACCCAGCCUGGUUGCUCCACGCCCCGCCAAUGCCACCAACCGGACGAUUGCGCCAACAACCUUGCCUGCAUCCAUGGCAAGUGCACGGAUCCUUGUCUGCACACAGUUUGCGGAGCCAAUGCCCACUGCCAGUCCGAGGGACACGAGGCCCUGUGCAGUUGUCCGGCCGGAUUCCUUGGCGACCCCAAUGACACUGGAGUCGGCUGCUUCAAGGUGGAGUGCAUCGAUCAUGUGGACUGUGCCGGAGAUCGUGCCUGCGACUCGGAGACCAAUCGCUGCAUUAAGCCCUGUGACCUCAUAAGCUGCGGAAAGGGCAAUUGCCAGGUGGAGGACCACAAGGCCGUGUGUGCCUGUUACGAAGGAUACCAACUGGUCAGUGGAGGAGUGUGCGAAGAUAUCAACGAGUGUCUGGCCAAACCCUGCCACAGCACAGCCUUCUGCAACAAUCUGCCAGGAAGCUACAACUGCCAGUGCCCAGAGGGAUUGAUCGGUGACCCCAUACAAGUCGGCUGCCGAGAUCCCAGCGAGUGCCUCAGUGACGCGGAUUGUCCCAGCUCAGCCAGUUGCCAGAACUCCCGUUGCCGAAGUCCUUGCGAGCGACAAAAUGCUUGCGGCUUGAAUGCCCAGUGCCAGGCGCAGGGCCACCAAGCUAUUUGCACCUGCCCAUCGAACUCCCGCGGAGAUCCAGCCAUCGAGUGUGUGCACAUCGAGUGCUCGGACAACGACGACUGCUCAGGAGACAAGGCUUGUCUGGAUGCCAAGUGCAUCGAUCCCUGUUCCCUGCCCAAUGCGUGUGGAGCUCAGGCUCGCUGCUCUGUUCAGAACCACAUCGGAGUAUGUUCCUGCGAGUCGGGAAGCACCGGAGAUGCCAAGCUGGGCUGUGUCCCACUGCAAUACUGCCAGAAGGAUGGCCAGUGUGCCCAGGGAAGCAUCUGCUCCCAUGGCAUAUGUAGCCCCCUGUGCAGCACCAAGCGCGACUGCAUCUCGGAGCAGUUGUGUCUGCAGGGCGUCUGCCAGGUGACCUGCAAAUCGAACUCCACCUGCCCCCAGUUCCAGUUCUGCUCGAACAACAUUUGCACCAAGGAGCUGGAAUGCCGAUCGGAUGCGGACUGUGGCGAGGAUGAGACCUGCUUGAGUGAUGCCUACGGCAGAGCGAAAUGCGAAUCAGUGUGCCUGGGCCGAGCUGCUUGCGGAAGGAACGCAGAAUGUGUGGCUCGUUCCCAUGCCCCUGACUGCCUUUGCAAGGAAGGAUUCUUUGGAGAUGCCAAAUCCGGAUGUAGGAAGAUCGAAUGUUCCACGGACGAUGAUUGCUCGAACGACAAGAGCUGCGACAAUCACAUGUGCAAGAUUGCCUGCCUGAUUGGACAGCCGUGUGGCGAGAAUGCCUUGUGCACUACGGAGCACCACCAACAGGUGUGCCACUGCCAGCCAGGAUUCAGCGGAGAUCCACGUGUUCGCUGCGAUGUUAUCGACUUCUGUCGGGACGCUCCGUGCGGACCCGGAGCCCGUUGCCGUAACGCGCGCGGAUCAUACAAAUGCAACUGUCCCCCAGGACUCGUUGGUGAUCCGUACAACGAGGGCUGUCGCAGCUCCGUGGAGUGCGAGACCAACGAGGACUGUCCCCCGCAUGCCGCAUGCACCCAGACCAACGGUGUGGCCAAGUGCCGAGAUGUCUGCGCCCAGCUGCAAUGUGGCCCCAACGCGGAAUGUGUUCCGAAGGGCCACGUGGCGCAGUGUGCAUGCCGCACCGGCUAUGACGGCCAGCCCGCCGACCGGGUGGCCGGUUGUAAGCCCCUCCCCGUACCCUGCCAGGUCACCGGCGACUGUCCGACCAACACAUACUGCUCGGAUAGCGUCUGCAAACCUGCUUGUGUCCUGGACACUGAGUGUGAACCUUCGGAGGUGUGCCAGGGAGGGCAAUGCUUCAAUCCCUGCCUGCAACCACAGGCCUGUGGUCAAAAUGCCGAGUGUGUGAUUCAGAACCACCUGAAACAGUGUCACUGCCCGGAGGGCUUCACUGGCGACUCUGCGAAGGAAUGUGUCAGGGUGCCGGUGGCCUGCGAUGGCGACUGUGCUCCUGGCUACACCUGCCGCGACUCCAUGUGCCUGCCCCAGUGCCAAAACGAUCUGGAGUGUGCCUCGAACGAGAAAUGCCUCAGGGGCAACUGCAUGCUGACCUGCCGUGUUGACAACGAUUGCUUCUUGGGACAUGUUUGCCUGCACAACAAGUGCGUCUAUGGCUGCCACGCUGACGAGGAUUGCAGUGCUUCCGAGUCCUGCCGCAAUGACAAGUGUGUGAAUCCGUGUCUGGAAAGCCCCUGCGGCCCGAAUGCCGCCUGCUCGGUGUCCAACCACAGGGCGAGCUGUAGCUGCCUGGAGAGCAUGGUGCCCAACCCGACGCCCCAGGUGGGCUGUGUAAGAUCUCCGCCACUGGAGUGCCGCGAGAAUCGUGACUGUGGCAAUGGACUGGCCUGCUUUGAGUCGGUGUGCCGGCCCCUGUGCGCCGACGAUUCCGGCUGUCUGACCAACGAACGUUGCCAGCAGGGUGUGUGUAAGCCGCUAUGCCGGCACGACAACGAAUGCGGCCAUGGAGAGCUGUGCCUGGGCUUGAACUGCGUGCCCGGCUGCCGCAACGACCAGGGCUGUCCCCAGGACCUCACCUGUGUGGCUCAGCAGUGCAUCGAUCCAUGUGCCGAUCCCACUGCCUGCGGCACCAAUGCUCUCUGCCUGACCGUCGAUCAUUGCAAGCAAUGCUCCUGCCCCGAGGGCCUCGACGGCAAUGCCAAUGUUGCCUGCAAGGUGCCAAGGACUGCCUGUGCCAAGCACGAAGACUGCCACACGAACCAACUCUGCUAUGCUGGCAGUUGCCAGGGCAAGUGCCGGAAUGACCAGAACUGCUUAGCUGAUGAGAGAUGCAUGCGCGGCACUUGCCGCACCGUCUGCAACACCGACGAUGCCUGCUCCCAGGGACAAAUCUGUGAGAAUCGCAUGUGCCAGACCGGAUGCCGUACAGAUCUUAGCUGCGCCACCGAUGAGGCCUGCGUGAACAAGAAGUGCCAGAACCCAUGCAGGACACCCGGACAGUGUGGUCAGUGCGCUGACUGCCUGGUGGUCAAUCACGGCGUCCAGUGCCAGUGCCCGGCUUCGUAUAUCGGGGACGGACUCACUGGAUGUCAGCUGCCGCCCGAAAGGUGCCAUCCCGGCUGCGAAUGCGACGAGAACGGAGCCUACUGUGCCAGUAAGUGUUCGAAGAACGAGGAUUGCGCCUGCGGACAGCAGUGCGCUCGAGGAAAGUGCCGCAACAAGUGCGGACCCAAGCGCCAAUGCACUGUGGGUCAGCUGUGCGAACGAGGAUCCUGCAUCGCCGGUUGCAAGUCCAACGGAGACUGUGCCGCCGACCAGAGCUGCGUGCGAGGCAAGUGCACCGAUCCCUGCGCCGAUGACAAGGCCUGUGGAAGGAACGCCCUGUGUACGGUGUCGGAGCACCGCUUGCUCUGCUACUGUCCGGAUGGAUACGAGGGUGAGCCCUCCAAGGAGUGCGUGCAGUUCGAGUGCCGCGUGGACACCGAUUGUGAUACCAACAAACGCUGCGACCAAGGCAAAUGCCGCAAUCCGUGUCUGGAAUACGGAGCCUGUGGCACCAAUGCCCAGUGCCGUGUGGUGAACCGCAAGGCGCAGUGCUCCUGCCCGCCUGAUUUCUUCGGCAAUCCGUCGAGCGAGUGCCAGCCCCUGGAAGGAGGCUGCUCGAACAACCCGUGCGGCGUGAACUCCAAGUGCAACGAGGUACCCGGUGGAUACGAGUGUGCCUGCAUGGACGGUUGCAUUGGCGAUGCGCACAAGGGUUGCCUCUGCGAGGGAACGCUGGUGAAUGCCUGCCACGGACACCCUUGUGGCCGGAAUGCCGAAUGCCACGUUCUGGAUGGAAGCCAGCCGCAGUGCUAUUGCCCAGAGGGCCUGCCCCACGGAGAUCCCUAUGUGGAAUGCUACCUGACUCCUCCCAAGGAGGACUGUCGCAACCAAGGCUGCGAGGUGGGCGACUGUGUACGACAGGGCUCUGAAUAUGUGUGCCAGCAGGACACCGAACAAUGCUACUCAGACACGGAUUGUCCCAGUGAAAAGUCGUGCCUCCAAGGACACUGCAGCGAUCCUUGUACAAUGCGUGGCGCUUGUGGCUUAAAUGCGCUUUGCAAAACUGUUCUGCAUCGGCCGCGCUGCUCUUGCCCCAGCUGCCACAUCGGCCGGCCGGAGGUUGAGUGCAAGCCGGAUCCCAAGUGCAUCCCGGAUGACACGGAUGCCAAGACCAAGGAGCAGAUACCAUGCACCAGUGACUCCGAGUGCCCCGAGACGCUGCAGUGCGGCCAGUAUGGCCAGUGCACGGAUCCGUGCAACAACCCCCUCUUCAUCUGUGAGAGCAACAAGAAGUGCGAGACCCGGCGCCACCAUCCGGUGUGCAUCUGCAAGUCCGGUUUCAUUGUGAACGAAUACGGCGAACUGACCUGCGCUCCGGACAAGCGGGAGUGCUACCGCGACGAUGACUGCGCCUCGAACAUGGCCUGCACGGACGGCAAGUGCCGGAACCCGUGCAUCGUCCCCCUGGGACGAGCCCCGAUCUGUGCGGAGAACCAGUCCUGCGAGGUGCAGAACCACAAGCCCGUGUGCAUCUGUAUGCGCGACUGCCAGCCCUCGAUCUCGAUCUGCCUCCGGGACGCCGGCUGUCCGGCCGGGCUCGCCUGCCGCAAGCUGCAGUGCGUCGAUCCGUGCAAGUUUGCCACAUGCGCCCCCAACUCGCCAUGCAUUGUCGAGGAUCACAAGCCGAUAUGUAAAUUCUGCCCAGCUGGAUUUAUAGCCGAUGCCAAGAAUGGAUGUCAAAAAGCUAAGCCAGGUGGCAACUGUACCUCAAACGAAGAUUGCAGUGAAGCACACCAAUGUGGAUCAUCUGGUCAAUGUAUCGAUCCCUGUCAAUCGGUCUGUGCAGGGGCAGUAAAGUGCGUCACGUCAGCCCAUAGGGUCACCACAUGCAUCUGCCCAGACACCUUGACGAACGCGACCAGCCCGAACUGCAUUCCAACCGAACCUACACCCCAGACUUCCUCCCGACCAUUUGAUAUGACAACAGAAUCGAUGACCAUAAAGUACACUAUUAUGCAAUUGGCAAACCAAACCGAAAUGCGAACCCGUUUCACCGAGAUUGAGGCUGAAAACGAAACGACAGUUCCCUACAUUAGCACAACCGAAUCAUACAAAACGACUAAGCAGCUAACGAUCGACGGACGACCUAGUAUUCCCACAUCUCCAUCUGAAACCAGUGUUGCCCCUGAAACGACCACUUCAUUACCCAUAGGUUCUUCAACUAGUGACAGUUCUACAGAAAAAUUUAGUGAGGAAACUACUUUUGGAAUUGACGGUAAAGCCGAAAUUCCCACUUCUUCCAAAACUAGUAUUCCAUCGGGAUCCUUCGAAAUAACCACUUCUCUACCCAAGGACAUCACUCCUGGGCAAACAACAGAAAAGGCAAUUGACGAGACAACAUUCAGAUUUGAUGGUAGCUCCACCAUUCCUACUUCUCCUUCUGAAUCUAGUAGACCCACAGAAGCCUCAGAAACAACCACUUCCCUUCCCAGGGAUACCACCUCUGGGCAAACAACAGAAAAGGCCAUUGAGGAGAAAACAGUCAGAUUUGAUGGUAGAUCCACCAUUCCUACUUCUCCUUCCGAAACUAGUAGGCCCACAGUAGCCCCAGAAAUAACCACUUCCCUACCCAAGGAUACCACUCCUGGGCAAACAACAGAAAAGGCCAUUGAGGAGACAACAGUCAGAUUUGAUGGCAGAUCCACCAUUCCUACCUCUCCGUCUGAAACUAGUAGACCCACGGGAGCCCCAGAAAUAACCACAUCCCUACCCAGGAAUACCACUCCUGGGCAAACGACAGAAAAGUCUUUUGAGGAGACAACAGUCAGAUAUGAUGGUAGAUCCACCAUUCCUACAUCUCCUUCUAAAACUAGUAGACCCACGGGAGCCUUAGAAACAACCACUUCCCUUCCCAGGGAUACCACUCCUGGGCAAACGACAGAAAAGGCCAUUGAGGAAACAACAGUUAGAUUUGAUGGUAGAUCCACCAUUCCUACUUCUCCUUCUGAAACUAGUAGACCCACGGGAGCCCCAGAAAUAACCACUUCCCUACCCAGGGAUACCACUCCUGAGCAAACAACAGAAAAGUCCGUGGAGGAGACAACAGUCAGAUUUGAUGGUAGAUCCACCAUUCCUACUUCUCCUUCCGAAACUAGUAGGCCCACAGGAGCCCCAGAAAUAACCACUUCCCUACCCAAGGAAACCACUCCUGGGCAAACGACAGAAAAGUCUUUUGAGGAGACAACAGCCAGAUUUGAUGGUAGAUCCACCAUUCCUACCUCUUCGUCUGAAACUAGUAGACCCACGGGAGCCCCAGAAAUAACCACUUCCCUACCCAGGGAUACCACUCCUGGGCAAACGACAGAAAAGGCCAUUGAGGAUACAACAGUUAGAUUUGAUGGUAGAUCCACCAUUCCUACUUCUCCUUCCGAAACUAGUAGGCCCACAGUAGCCCCAGAAAUAACCACUUCCCUACCCAGGGAUACCACUCCUGGGCAAACAACAGAAAAGUCCGUGGAGGAGACAACAGUCAGAUUUGAUGGUAGAUCCACCAUUCCUACUUCUCCUUCCGAAACUAGUAGGCCCACAGUAGCCCCAGAAAUAACCACUUCCCUACCCAAGGAUACCACUCCUGGGCAAACAACAGAAAAGGCCAUUGAGGAUACAACAGUUAGAUUUGAUGGUAGAUCCACCAUUCCUACUUCUCCUUCCGAAACUAGUAGGCCCACAGUAGCCCCAGAAAUAACCACUUCCCUACCCAGGGAUACCACUCCUGGGCAAACAACAGAAAAGUCCGUGGAGGCGACAACAGUCAGAUUUGAUGGUAGAACCACCAUUCCUACCUCUCCGUCUGAAACUAGUAGACCCACGGGAGCCCCAGAAAUAACCACUUCCCUACCCAGGGAUACCACUCCUGGGCAAACAACAGAAAAGUCCGUGGAGGAGACAACAGUCAGAUUUGAUGGUAGAUCCACCAUUCCUACCUCUCCGUCUGAAACUAGUAGACCCACGGGAGCCCCAGAAAUAACCACUUCCCUACCUAGGGAUACCACUCCUGGGCAAACAACAGAAAAGGCCAUUGAGGAGACAACAGUCAGAUUUGAUGGUAGAUCCACCAUUCCUACCUCUUCGUCUGAAACUAGUAGACCCACGGGAGCCCCAGAAAUAACCACUUCCCUACCCAGGGAUACCACUCCUGGGCAAACGACAGAAAAGGCCAUUGAGGAAACAACAGUUAGAUUUGAUGGUAGAUCCACCAUUCCUACUUCUCCUUCCGAAACUAGUAGACCCACAGGAGCCCCAGAAAUAGCCACUUCCCUACCCAAGGAAACCACUCCUGGGCAAACGACAGAAAAGUCUUUUGAGGAGACAACAGUCAGAUUUGACGGUAGAUCCACCAUUCCUACUUCUCCUUCCGAAACUAGUAGACCCACAGUAGCCCCAGAAAUAACCACUUCACUACCCAGGGAUACCACUCCAGGGCAAACAACAGAAAAGGCCAUUGAGGAGACAACAAUCGCAUUUGAUGGUAGAUCCACCAUUCCUACUUCUGCUUCUGAAACUAGUAGACCCACAGAAGCUCCAGAAAUAACCACUUCCCUACCCAAGGAUACCACUCCUGGGCAAACAACAGAAAAGUCUUUUGAGGAGACAACAGUCAGAUUUGACGGUAGAUCCACCAUUCCUACUUCUCCUUCCGAAACUAGUAGACCCACAGUAGCCCCAGAAAUAACCACUUCACUACCCAGGGAUACCACUCCAGGGCAAACAACAGAAAAGGCCAUUGAGGAGACAACAAUCGCAUUUGAUGGUAGAUCCACCAUUCCUACUUCUGCUUCUGAAACUAGUAGACCCACAGAAGCUCCAGAAAUAACCACUUCCCUACCCAAGGAUACCACUCCUGGGCAAACAACAGAAAAGUCUUUUGAGGAGACAACAGUCAGAUUUGAUGGUAGAUCCACCAUUCCUACUUCUCCUUCCGAAACUAGUAGGCCCACAGUAGCCCCAGAAAUAACCACUUCCCUACCCAAGGAUACCACUCCUGGGCAAACAACAGAAAAGGCCAUUGAGGAGACAACAGUCAGAUUUGAUGGUAGAUCCACCAUUCCUACCUCUCCUUCUGAAACUAGUAGAUCCACGGGAUCCCCAGAAAUAACCACUUCCCUACCCAGGGAUACCACUCCUGGGCAAACAACAGAAAAGGCCAUUGAGGAGACAACAGUCAGAUUUGAUGGUAGAUCCACCAUUCCUACUUCUCCUUCCGAAACUAGUAGGCCCACAGGAGCCCCAGAAAUAACCACUUCCCUACCCAGGGAUACCACUCCUGGGCAAACAACAGAAAAGUCCGUGGAGGAGACAACAGUCAGAUUUGAUGGUAGAUCCACCAUUCCUACCUCUCCGUCUGAAACUAGUAGACCCACGGGAUCCCCAGAAAUAACCACUUCCCUACCCAGGGAUACCACUCCUGGGCAAACAACAGAAAAGGCCAUUGAGGAGACAACAGUCAGAUUUGAUGGUAGAUCCACCAUUCCUACCUCUUCGUCUGAAACUAGUAGACCCACGGGAGCCCCAGAAAUAACCACUUCCCUACCCAGGGAUACCACUCCUGGGCAAACGACAGAAAAGGCCAUUGAGGAAACAACAGUUAGAUUUGAUGGUAGAUCCACCAUUCCGACUUCUCCUUUCGAAACUAGUAGACCCACAGGAGCCCCAGAAAUAGCCACUUCCCUACCCAAGGAAACCACUCCUGGGCAAACGACAGAAAAGUCUUUUGAGGAGACAACAGUCAGAUUUGACGGUAGAUCCACCAUUCCUACUUCUCCUUCCGAAACUAGUAGACCCACAGUAGCCCCAGAAAUAACCACUUCCCUACCCAAGGAAACCACUCCUGGGCAAACGACAGAAAAGUCUUUUGAGGAGACAACAGUCAGAUUUGAUGGUAGAUCCACCAUUCCUACUUCUCCUUCCGAAACUAGUAGGCCCACAGUAGCCCCAGAAAUAACCACUUCCCUACCCAAGGAAACCACUCCCGGGCAAACGACAGAAAAGUCUUUUGAGGAGACAACAGUCAGAUUUGAUGGUAGAUCCACCAUUCCUACUUCUCCUUCCGAAACUAGUAGGCCCACAGUAGCCCCAGAAAUAACCACUUCACUACCCAGGGAUACCACUCCUGGGCAAACAACAGAAAAGGCCAUUGAGGAGACAACAAUCGCAUUUGAUGGUAGAUCCACCAUUCCUACUUCUCCUUCCGAAACUAGUAGGCCCACAGUAGCCCCAGAAAUAACCACUUCACUACCCAGGGAUACCACUCCCGGGCAAACGACAGAAAAGUCUUUUGAGGAGACAACAGUCAGAUUUGAUGGUAGAUCCACCAUUCCUACUUCUCCUUCCGAAACUAGUAGGCCCACAGUAGCCCCAGAAAUAACCACUUUCCGACCCAGGGAUACCACUCCUGGGCAAACAACAGAAAAGGCCAUUGAGGAGACAACAGUCAGAUUUGAUGGUAGAUCCACCAUUCAUACCUCUCCUUCUGAAACUAGUAGACCCACGGGAGCCCCAGAAAUAACCACUUCCCUACCCAGGGAUACCACUCCUGAGCAAACGACAGAAAAGUCCGUGGAGGAGACAACAGUCAGAUUUGAUGGUAGAUCCACCAUUCCUACUUCUCCUUCCGAAACUAGUAGGCCCACAGUAGCCCCAGAAAUAACCACUUCACUACCCAAGGAAACCACUCCUGGGCAAACGACAGAAAAGUCUUUUGAGGAGACAACAGUCAGAUUUGAUGGUAGAUCCACCAUUCCUACUUCUCCUUCCGAAACUAGUAGGCCCACAGUAGCCCCAGAAAUAACCACUUUCCGACCCAGGGAUACCACUCCUGGGCAAACAACAGAAAAGGCCAUUGAGGAGACAACAGUCAGAUUUGAUGGUAGAUCCACCAUUCCUACUUCUCCUUCUGAAACUAGUAGACCCACGGGAGCCCCAGAAAUAACCACUUCCCUACCCAAGGAAACCACUCCCGGGCAAACGACAGAAAAGGCCAUUGAGGAGACAACAGUCAGAUUUGAUGGUAGAUCCACCAUUCCUACUUCUCCUUCUGAAACUAGUAGACCCACGGGAGCCCCAGAAAUAACCACUUCCCUACCCAAGGAAACCACUCCCGGGCAAACGACAGAAAAGUCUUUUGAGGAGACAACAGUCAGAUUUGAUGGUAGAUCCACCAUUCCAACAUCUUCCUUUCAAACAAGUAGACCCACAGGAGCCCCAGAAAUAAACACAUCCCUACCCAGGGAUACCACUCCUGGGCAAACAACAGAAAAGUCCGUGGAGGAGACAACAGUCAGAUUUGAUGGUAGAUCCACCAUUCCAACAUCUUCCUCUCAAACAAGUAGACCCACAGGAGCCCCAGAAAUAACCACUUCCCUACCCAGGGAUACCACUCCUGGGCAAACAACAGAAAAGGCCAUUGAGGAGACAACAGUCAGAUUUGAUGGUAGAUCCACCAUUCCUACCUCUCCUUCUGAAACUAGUAGACCCACGGGAGCCCCAGAAAUAACCACUUCCCUACCCAGGGAUACCACUCCUGAGCAAACGACAGAAAAGUCCGUGGAGGAGACAACAGUCAGAUUUGAUGGUAGAUCCACCAUUCCUACUUCUCCUUCCGAAACUAGUAGGCCCACAGUAGCCCCAGAAAUAACCACUUCACUACCCAAGGAAACCACUCCUGGGCAAACGACAGAAAAGUCUUUUGAGGAGACAACAGUCAGAUUUGAUGGUAGAUCCACCAUUCCUACUUCUCCUUCCGAAACUAGUAGGCCCACAGUAGCCCCAGAAAUAACCACUUUCCGACCCAGGGAUACCACUCCUGGGCAAACAACAGAAAAGGCCAUUGAGGAGACAACAGUCAGAUUUGAUGGUAGAUCCACCAUUCCUACUUCUCCUUCCGAAACUAGUAGGCCCACAGUAGCCCCAGAAAUAACCACUUCCCUACCCAAGGAUACCACUCCUGGGCAAACAACAGAAAAGGCCAUUGAGGAGACAACAGUCAGAUUUGAUGGUAGAUCCACCAUUCCUACUUCUCCUUCUGAAACUAGUAGACCCACGGGAGCCCCAGAAAUAACCACUUCCCUACCCAAGGAAACCACUCCCGGGCAAACGACAGAAAAGUCUUUUGAGGAGACAACAGUCAGAUUUGAUGGUAGAUCCACCAUUCCAACAUCUUCCUUUCAAACAAGUAGACCCACAGGAGCCCCAGAAAUAAACACAUCCCUACCCAGGGAUACCACUCCUGGGCAAACAACAGAAAAGUCCGUGGAGGAGACAACAGUCAGAUUUGAUGGUAGAUCCACCAUUCCAACAUCUUCCUUUCAAACAAGUAGACCCACAGGAGCCCCAGAAAUAACCACUUCCCUACCCAGGGAUACCACUCCUGGGCAAACAACAGAAAAGUCCGUGGAGGAGACAACAGUCAGAUUUGAUGGUAGAUCCACCAUUCCUACUUCUCCUUCCGAAACUAGUAGACCCACAGGAGCCCCAGAAAUACCCACUUCCCUACCCAGGGAUACCACUCCUGGGCAAACAACAGAAAAGGCCAUUGAGGAGACACCAAUCGCAUUUGAUGGUAGAUCCACCAUUCCUACAUCUCCUUCUGAAACUAGUAGACCCACAGGAGCCACAGAAAUAACCACUUCCCUACCCAGGGAUACCACUCCUGGGCAAACAACAGAAGAGGCCAUUGAGGAGACAACAAUCGCAUUUGAUGGUAGAUCCACCAUUCCUACCUCUCCGUCUGAACCUAGUAGACCCACGGGAUCCCCAGAAAUAACCACUUCCCUACCCAGGGAUACCACUCCUGGGCAAACAACAGAAGAGGCCAUUGAGGAGACAACAAUCGCAUUUGAUGGUAGAUCCACCAUUCCUACCUCUCCGUCUGAAACUAGUAGACCUACGGGAGCCUUAGAAACAACCACUUCCCUUCCCAGGGAUACGACUCCUGGGCAAACGACAGAAAAGGCCGUUGAGGAAACAACAGUUAGAUUUGAUGGUAGAUCCACCAUUCCUACUUCUCCUUCCGACUCUAGUAGGCCCACAGUAGCCCCAGAAAUAACCACAUCCCUACCCAGGGAUACCACUCCUGGGCAAACUACAGAAAAGGCCAUUGAGGAGACAACAGUCAGAUUUGAUGGCAGAUCCACCAUUCCUACCUCUCCGUCUGAAACUAGUAGACCCACGGGAGUCCCAGAAAUAACCACUUUCCGACCCAGGGAUACCACUCCUGGGCAAACAACAGAAAAGGCCAUUGAGGAGACAACAGUCAGAUUUGAUGGCAGAUCCACCAUUCCUACUUCUUCUUCUGAAACUAGUAGACCCACAGAAGCCUCAGAAAUAACCACAUCCCUACCCAGGCAUACCAGUCCUGGGCAAACAACAGAAAAGGCCAUUGAGGAGACAACAGUCAGAUUUGAUGGUAGAUCCACCAUUCCUACUUCUCCUUCCGAAACUAGUAGACCCACAGAAGCCCCAGAAAUAACCACAUCCCUACCCAGGCAUACCACUCCUGGGCAAACAACAGAAAAGGCCAUUGAGGAGACAACAGUCAGAUUUGAUGGUAGAUCCACCAUUCCUACUUCUCCUUCCGAAACUAGUAGACCCACAGAAGCCCCAGAAAUAACCACUUUCCGACCCAGGGAUACCACUCCUGGACAAACAACAGGAAAGGCCAUUGAGGAAACAACAGUCAGAUUUGAUGGUAGAUCCACCAUUCCUACAUCUCCUUCUGAAACUAGUAGACCCACGGGAGCCCCAGAAAUAACCACUUCCCUACCCAGGGAUACCACUCCAGGGCAAACGACAGGAAAGUCCGUGGAGGAGACAACAGUCAGAUUUGAUGGUAGAUCCACCAUUCCCACUUCUCCUUCCGACUCUAGUAGGCCCACAGUAGCCCCAGAAAUAACCACAUCCCUACCCAGGGAUACCACUCCUGGGCAAACAACAGAAAAGGCCAUUGAGGAGACAACAGUCAGAUUUGAUGGUAGAUCCACCAUUCCUACUUCUCCUUCCGAAACUAGUAGACCCACAGAAGCCAAAGAAAUAACCACUUUCCGACCCAGGGAUACCACUCCUGGGCAAACAACAGAAAAGGCCAUUGAGGAGACAACAGUCAGAUUUGAUGGCAGAUCCACCAUUCCUACUUCUCCUUCCGAAACUAGUAGACCCACAGAAGCCCCAGAAAUAACCACAUCCCUACCCAGGCAUACCACUCCUGGGCAAACAACAGAAAAGGCCAUUGAGGAGACAACAGUCAGAUUUGAUGGUAGAUCCACCAUUCCUACAUCUCCUUCUGAAACUAGUAGACCCACGGGAGCCCCAGAAAUAACCACUUCCCUACCCAGGGAUACCACUCCAGGGCAAACGACAGGAAAGUCCGUGGAGGAGACAACAGUCAGAUUUGAUGGUAGAUCCACCAUUCCCACUUCUCCUUCCGACUCUAGUAGGCCCACAGUAGCCCCAGAAAUAACCACAUCCCUACCCAGGGAUACCACUCCUGGGCAAACAACAGAAAAGGCCAUUGAGGAGACAACAGUCAGAUUUGAUGGUAGAUCCACCAUUCCUACUUCUCCUUCCGAAACUAGUAGACCCACAGAAGCCAAAGAAAUAACCACUUUCCGACCCAGGGAUACCACUCCUGGGCAAACAACAGAAAAGGCCAUUGAGGAGACAACAGUCAGAUUUGAUGGUAGAUCCACCAUUCCUACUUCUCCUUCUGAAACUAGUAGACCCACAGGAGCCCCAAAAAUAACCACUUCCCUACCCAGGGAUACCACUCCUGAGCAAACAACAGAAAAGGCCAUUGAGGAGACAACAGUCAGAUUUGAUGGUAGAUCCACCAUUCCUACAUCUCCUUCUGAAACUAGUAGACCCACGGGAGCCCCAGAAAUAACCACAUCCCUACCCAGGGAUACCACUCCUGGGCAAACAACAGAAAAGGCCAUUGAGGAGACAACAGUCAGAUUUGAUGGUAGAUCCACCAUUCCUACUUCUCCUUCCGAAACUAGUAGGCCCACAGUAGCCCCAGAAAUAACCACAUCCCUACCCAGGGAUACCACUCCUGGGCAAACAACAGAAAAGGCCAUUGAGGAGACAACAAUCGCAUUUGAUGGUAGAUCCACCAUUCCUACCUCACCGUCUGAAACUAGUAGACCCACGGGAUCCCCAGAAAUAACCACUUCCCUACCCAGGGAUACCACUCCUGGGCAAACAACAGAAAAGGCCAUAGAGGAGACAACAGUCAGAUAUGAUGGUAGAUCCACCAUUCCUACAUCUCCUUCUGAAACUAGUAGACCCACGGGAGCCUUAGAAACAACCACUUCCCUUCCCAGGGAUACAACUCCUGGGCAAACGACAGAAAAGGCCAUUGAGGAAACAACAGUUAGAUUUGAUGGUAGAUCCACCAUUCCUACUUCUCCUUCUGAAACUAGUAGACCCACAGAAGCCUCAGAAAUAACCACAUCCCUACCCAGGCAUACCAGUCCUGGGCAAACAACAGAAAAGGCCAUUGAGGAGACAACAGUCAGAUUUGAUGGUAGCUCCACCAUUCCUACUUCUCCUUCCGAAACUAGUAGACCCACAGAAGCCAAAGAAAUAACCGCUUUCCGACCCAGGGAUACCACUCCUGGGCAAACAACAGAAAAGGCCAUUGAGGAGACAACAGUCAGAUUUGAUGGCAGAUCUACCAUUCCUACUUCUCCUUCCGAAACUAGUAGACCCACAGAAGCCCCAGAAAUAACCACAUCCCUACCCAGGCAUACCACUCCUGAGCAAACAACAGAAAAGGCCAUUGAGGAGACAACAGUCAGAUUUGAUGGUAGAUCCACCAUUCCUACAUCUCCUGCUGAAACUAGUAGACCCACGGGAGCCCCAGAAAUAACCACUUCCCUACCCAGGGAUACCACUCCUGGGCAAACAACAGAAAAGGCCAUUGAGGAGACAACAAUCGCAUUUGAUGGUAGAUCCACCAUUCCUACAUCUCCUUCUGAAACUAGUAGACCCAAGGGAGCCCCAGAAAUAACCACUUCCCUACCCAGGGAUACCACUCCUGGGCAAACGACAGAAAAGGCCAUUGAGGAAACAACAGUCAGAUAUUAUGAUAGGGGGGCCGUUGCGUCUUCAACUUCCAAAUCCAGCAUUCCGUCAGACUCCUUGGAAUUUACCACUUUCUUAUCCAAAGACAGCACUCCUGGGCAAACAACAGAAAAACCCAUUGAAAGGACAACAGUCAGAUUUGAUGGUAGAUCCACCAUUCCUACAUCUCCUUCUGAAACUAGUAGACCCACAGGAGCCCCAGAAAUAACCACUUCCCUACCCAGGGAUACCACUCCUGGACAAACAACAGAAAAGGCCAUUGAGGAGACAACAGUCAGAUUUGAUGGCAGAUCCACCAUUCCUACUUCUCCUUCUGAAACUAGUAGACCCACAGAAGCCUCAGAAAUAACCACAUCCCUACCCAGGCAUACCAGUCCUGGGCAAACAACAGAAAAGGCCAUUGAGGAGACAACAGUCAGAUUUGAUGGUAGAUCCACCAUUCCUACUUCUCCUUCCGAAACUAGUAGACCCACAGAAGCCCCAGAAAUAACCACUUUCCGACCCAGGGAUACCACUCCUGGACAAACAACAGGAAAGGCCAUUGAGGAAAUAACAGUCAGAUUUGAUGGUAGAUCCACCAUUCCUACUUCUCCUUCCGAAACUAGUAGACCCACAGAAGCCCCAGAAAUAACCACUUUCCGACCCAGGGAUACCACUCCUGGACAAACAACAGAAAAGUCCAGUGAGGAUACCACAGUCGGAUUUGAUGGAAGAUCCACCAUUCCUACUUCUCCUUCCGAAACUAGUAGACCCACAGAAGCCCCAGAAAUAACCACUUUCCGACCCAGGGAUACCACUCCUGGACAAACAAAAGAAAAGUCCAGUGAGGAUACCACAGUCGGAUUUGAUGGAAGAUCCACCAUUCCUACUUCUCCUUCCGAAACUAGUAGACCCACAGAAGCCCCAGAAAUAACCACUUUCCGACCCAGGGAUACCACUCCUGGACAAACAAAAGAAAAGUCCAGUGAGGAUACCACAGUCGGAUUUGAUGGAAGAUCCACCAUUCCUACUUCUCCUUCCGAAACUAGUAGACCCACAGAAGCCCCAGAAAUAACCACUUUCCGACCCAGGGAUACCACUCCUGGGCAAACAACAGAAAAACCCAUUGAAAGGACAACAGUCAGAUUUGAUGGUAGAUCCACCAUUCCUACUUCUCCUUCUGAAACUAGUAGACCCACAGGAGCCUCAGAAAUAACCACUUCACUACCCAGGGAUACCACUCCUGGGCAAACAACAGGAAAGGCCAUUGAGGAAACAACAGUCAGAUUUGAUGGUAGAUCCACCAUUCCUACUUCUCCUUCCGAAACUAGUAGGCCCACAGUAGCCCCAGAAAUAACCACUUUCCGAACCAGGGAUACCACUCCUGGACAAACAACAGAAAAGUCCAGUGAGGAUACCACAGUCGGAUUUGAUGGCAGAUCCACCAUUCCUACUUCUCCUUCUGAAAAUAGUAGACCCACAGAAGCCUCAGAAAUAACCACAUCCCUACCCAGGCAUACCAGUCCUGGGCAAACAACAGAAAAGUCCAGUGAGGAUACCACAGUCGGAUUUGAUGGAAGAUCCAGCAUUCCUACUUCUCCUUCCGAAACUAGUACAACCACAAUAGCCCCAAAAGUGACCACUUCCCCUACGGGGAAUACUACUUUGUGGCCAUUGAUUGAUCGAACAACUCAGAAUCCCUUGGAAGUGGGCCCGUUUUCAACUAUUACGUCCGAAGAAACGACUUUUAUUCCAAUGGUUACUGUUCCUGUAGCCACUACAGUGCUGCCACUUUUGAAUCAUACUGCUUUAUCGAGUAUGGGUAUGGGAUCUGUUUCGGGUGGAAUGCCAAAUGUGACUGACAGAAGCCUGACAACCAAAUCCUUAGACAAUUGUGAAAAAGACUUGGACUGCUUUGACUACGAGACUUGUUUAGGAGGACUAUGCAUAUCGCCCUGUGAAUACUUUAAAAGUCCCUGCACUCAUCAAAACCUGACCGUUUGUCGUACAUUGAACCAUACCACAAUGUGCUUCUGUGAUAACGCCGACGAUGUAAAUAGACCCGGUUGCUCUAUGAAAGCAGAAAUUGGUUGUGCAUCCAGUGCAGAGUGCCCAUCCCACCAGGCAUGCAUCAAUGCUCUGUGCGUUGAUCCUUGCACCUACAGCAAUCCCUGCGGCCGUAACGAGGACUGUCGAGUUCUGGACCACCAGCCUCUGUGCUCCUCAGAAACUGGUCGUACACCUGGCUGCGAACACUGUCCACCAGGUGUCAACUGUGAUCCCACAACGGGAGCUUGUAUCAAGGCUAAUGUAACAAUAACAACUAUUACUACCAAGAACUCCACAUCUACCAAGAUUGGUAAACCAAGAACAACAGCUAACCCCAAUAUUGGUGUCAAAACGACACCAACCACGACAAGGGUCACAACCAAAACCACCAAAAAAACAACCACCACCACCACUACUACCACCUCCUCCACUAUCACAGAAUCGAGCACAAGCACAAGCGCUACUAACCAGACCAGUAAGAACCACAGACCCGACACAGAAAGCACCACCUCCCACACUGAUGCUACGAGGCGGUACCGCGACGGUGAGAACAACAUCACCGAUACUCCAACCCCGACUCCCAGGCCCACGGUCCAGACGACCACGUUGCGGGGCGAGGAUAUAUCGAGCGAUAGCCAGAAGCGCACCACAACGCCCAGAUCGAAGACCACGCGACUGGACACUUCCAAGGAAGUGCCAGAUGCCACCACGUCGUGGCCCAUUGAGCUGCCAACCACUGAGGGCACCACCACGGAGGUCUACGGCACCAUGAUUGCGCCACUGGCCAACACCACUGACAUCUCAUUAAUUAACCCAUGUACACUAGAUACUAAUUGUGCUCCUAACGAGCACUGUAAACAGGGUCAUUGCCGUAAGAAAGAACCGCCGGGUACACCGAAAACACCCGAACCAUGCCAAUCUAACAACGACUGCAUUGAGAGCGAGGCCUGCUACAUGGGUCUGUGCCAGGAUCCGUGUGAGUUUGCCAAGAUCUGCGCCUCGAGCGCCAAGUGCUCGGCGAAGAGUCAUCGACCCAUUUGCACCUGCCCGCAGGGCCAUGAAGGCAACCCAAUGGUCAAGUGUGUGCCCACGCAAACAUCAAUGGAAUGCGCCGAUGACUCAGACUGUGGCAUCACGGAGGCGUGCAUCAACCAGCGCUGCCAGCAUCCCUGCGAUGUCCAUGAUCCUUGCGCCACGAAUGCCGUUUGCAUCAACACCAACCACGCGGCCGAUUGCAGCUGCGGCGAUGGCUUUCAAGGCAACGGAUUUGUUGGCUGCCAGCCAGCACGCACCCAUGUCUGCCAAUACAACGAGGACUGUCCACCGACGAAGCUCUGCGAUCGCCUCAACCGCCGCUGCAUCAAUCCCUGCCAGGAGGAUUCGUGCGGCGAGAAUGCCGAGUGCAUUCCCGUCAACCACGGCACCGACUGUCGCUGCCUGCCCGGAUUCCUGGGCAACGCCUAUGUCCAGUGUCUGCCCAGUCAGGGCUGUCGCUCGGACUCGGAGUGUGACUCCAGCCAGGCCUGUAUCAACGGCAAGUGCUCCUCCCCCUGCCAGUGCGGCGCCUUCGCCCUCUGCGACGUGGUCAACCACCGCGGAGUGUGCAAGUGCCCGCCAGGCUACAAUGGCAAUCCCCAGGUGGGCUGCAGUCCGCCCCAGAAUCCCUGUGAACCAAAUCCCUGCGGCCUUAACGCCCUGUGCGAACUGGACAAUGGCAAUCCCAUCUGCUACUGCCCCAAGGGACUUACUGGAAAUCCAUUCAAGAAUUGCAUUCCGGAGGGUGAUGAGUGCACACCCAAUCCUUGCGGACCUAACUCCGGCUGUCGCCGGGUCGACGGCAACCCCAUUUGCUUCUGCCUGCCGGAGUACGAGGGUCAGCCACCGCAGAUUCCUUGCGAGCUGCCCUCUAAUCCCUGCGAGCCCUCGCCCUGUGGCCCGAACACCCAGUGCUCGGUGCUCAGCAAUGGAUUCUCGAAGUGCACCUGUCUGCCCGGAUAUGUGGAGAGCCCGAACACCAUUCGCGGCUGUGUGGAACCGAUCAACCCCUGUGACCCCAACCCGUGCGGAACAGGAGCCAUUUGCGAUUCAUCGCGUCAACCUGUCUGCUACUGUCCGGACAACAAGAUCGGCAAUCCAUUCCGGUUGUGCGAAAAGCCCGCUGUUUCUAUUGAACUGUGUCAGCCCGGUCCCUGUGGCCGCAAUGCCGACUGUUAUGUGGCCGGUAAUCGCGAGGAAUGCUACUGCCGAUCCGGAUAUAUUGGAGACGCCUACCAAGGCUGUCGCGAACCGAGCCGCACUGUCUGCGAUCCUAACCCCUGCGGACCCAAUGCCAACUGUGUGGUCGAUGGCAAUGGCCAAACUGCCUGCGUCUGCCCCGACGGACUUUCCGGAGAUCCUACUUCGCUCAUCGGCUGCCAUGGCUAUGAGUGCCAAGUAGAUGCCGAUUGUCCACACAGCAAGGCCUGCAUGGGCUUCCGGUGCUACGAUCCUUGUCCCGGAGCCUGCGGCAGUGGAGCCAGUUGCCGUGUCGAAGAACACCACCCGGUGUGCUCUUGCAAUGCUGGCCUGACCGGCAACCCAGGAGUUCGCUGCUAUGCUCUGGAUCAUCCCAAGAAGAACCCCUGCGUGCCAAGUCCAUGUGGAAGGAAUAGCGAAUGCAAGCUGCAGAACAACCGCGCUGUUUGCUCCUGUCUGGCGGGAUACCUCGGCGAUCCUCAGUCUGGAUGCCGACCAGAGUGUGACAUCAACUCGGACUGCGGCGACUCCCUGUCUUGCAUCAAUCACAAGUGCGUGGAUCCUUGUGCCGGAGCCAUUUGUGGCAUCAAUGCUAUUUGCAACGUGCGACAACACACGCCGGUCUGUCUCUGCUUAGACGGAUUUGUUGGCGAUGCCUUCCUGCAGUGCGUACCCAUUGGAAUCUUGAAGAACGUUUCCCGCGAUCCAUGUGCCUCCUCACCUUGUGGACCGCAUGACGUGUGCUCCGUCUAUGGCGAUGGUGUGGCCCUUUGCGAUCCCUGCUUCGGACCCAAUGCCCAGCAGAAUCCUCGCUGCCGACCGGAGUGUGUGGCCAACUCAGAUUGUCCCUUCGAUCGCGCCUGCUUGGGCCAGCGUUGCUUGGAUCCCUGCCCGGGAUCGUGUGGCCGCAACGCCAUCUGCAACGUGUACGAACACAACCCAGUUUGUACCUGUCCAUCGGGACUCUUUGGAAACCCUUACGAGCAGUGCACCACCCAAUCAGUUAUUAUCCCACCACCGCAGCCCAGCUGCGCCAAGCUCCAGUGCGGAGCCAAUGCUGAGUGCAAGCGCCAGCACAGUGGCCUCGCCUGCGUCUGCCGGAAGGGAUACUUCGGAGACCCUCAUAUUGGUUGCCGGCCGGAGUGCGUCCUCAACAGCGACUGUCCCGCCGAAAAGGCCUGUCUGAACUCAAAGUGCGUGGAGGCCUGUUCCGGAGUUUGUGGCAUUAAUGCCAUGUGCCGAGUGGUCAACCAUGCCCCUGUUUGCAUUUGCAACGAGGGAUACAGUGGAGAUGCCUCCAUUGCCUGCAACCCCUAUUACCUGCCACCUGUGGCGCAUCCCUGUGAACCGUCUCCUUGUGGACCUAACUCCCGUUGCCGCGCCACUCCCGAUGGCUUCGCUGCCUGCUCCUGCCUGCCAAACUUCAAGGGAGCUCCGCCCGUUUGCCAGCCAGAGUGCGUGGUCAGCUCGGAGUGUGCUCCCAACCAGGCUUGUCUGAACCAACGCUGUGCCGAUCCCUGCCCCGGAAUCUGUGGCAGUGGAGCCCGCUGCGAGGUGCUCAACCACAACCCGAUUUGCUCGUGUGAACCGAAAUUCGAGGGAGAUCCGUUCGUGGCAUGUUCGCCCAUUCCGGAUCCGGGACGCGAAGUCGAUCUGCCAAAGAACCCAUGUGUGCCAUCCCCCUGUGGACCAAACUCCAUUUGCCAGAUCAAACAAAACCGACCCGUCUGCUCCUGUGUGGCCAACUACAUUGGCAGCCCGCCCUAUUGCCGGCCGGAGUGUACGUUGAGCAGCGAGUGUCCGGCUGACAAGGCCUGCAUCCAAGAGAAGUGCCAGAGUCCGUGUGCCAAUGUUUGUGGACACAACGCCCGUUGUACAGUGAUUGCCCAUUCCGCUCACUGCAGCUGCGAUCAGGGCUUUGAAGGAGACGCCUUCAUCGGCUGCUCCAAGACAAAUGUUGAGAAACCUGGAGAUGACUUUGGACCUUGCUAUCCCAAUCCUUGUGCCGAAAAUGCAGUGUGCACUCCGCACAACAACGCCGCUCGGUGCUCUUGUAUCGAGCCGUACUUCGGAGAUCCGUACACCACUGGUUGCCGUCCGGAAUGUAUCCACAACUCGGAGUGCCCCUCCUCACUGGCCUGCAUCAAGCAGCACUGCCGCAAUCCCUGCACAGCUGCCUGUGGAGCAAAUGCCGAGUGCGCCGUGGUCAACCACCUUCCCACGUGCAGUUGUACGCGCGGCUUUGAGGGUGAUCCCUUCGUGGGCUGCAAGCGGGUGCCGAUUGUGGGACCCGUGAGCGUGUGUGAGCCAAAUCCCUGCGGACCGAACAGCAUUUGCCGAACGGUGGAGGGACAUCCCACGUGCAGCUGCCAGGUUGGAUACUUCGGCGCCCCACCGCAAUGCCGGCCGGAGUGUGUGGUCAGUUCAGAGUGCGCCCAGCACCUGGCCUGCAUCAACCAGAAGUGUGCCGACCCUUGUGCCGAAACCUGCGGAUUCAACGCCAAGUGCCAAGUGAACAACCAUAAUCCGAUUUGCUCUUGUCCAGCCAACUACAUUGGCGAUCCGUUCGAACAGUGUGUGCCGAAGCCUGUGGAACCGCCUCGUAAUGUCGAUCCUUGCCUGCCGAGCCCAUGCGGCCCCAAUGCCAAUUGCCGCAAUGUAAACAACCGAGCGGAGUGCUCUUGCGCCGCCGGAAUGUUUGGAGCUCCUCCAAACUGUCGGCCGGAAUGUGUGAUCAAUCAAGAUUGUCCUUCAAACAGAGCCUGCAUCCGCCAGCGAUGCGAGGAUCCUUGCAUUGGAAUUUGUGGCUUCAACGCCUUGUGUUCGACGCAGAAUCACCAGCCCAAGUGCGGUUGCAUUGAGGGCUUCGAGGGUGAUCCGUACACCGCCUGCAGGAUGCGUGAGAUUGUGGUGCCAGAUAUACCCUCCGAUCCAUGCUAUCCAUCGCCCUGUGGUGCGAAUGCCAUUUGUCGCAUACGCAAUGGUGCCGGCUCCUGUAGCUGCAUCCAGAACUAUUUCGGUGAUCCGUACAUCAACUGCCGCCCGGAGUGCGUGCAGAAUGGCGACUGUCCCAGCAGCAAAGCCUGUAUCAACAUGAAGUGCCGCGAUCCCUGCGCCAAUGCCUGCGGAUUCAAUGCCAUCUGUCGGGUGGCCCAUCACCAGGCCGUUUGCAGUUGCGAUCCCGGCUUCACCGGCAAUCCGCUGCGAGCCUGUGUGGAGAGACCUUCAAACAUGUACCUGCCCCUGCCCAAAGACCCUUGCAGACCCUCGCCUUGUGGGCUGUUCAGCACUUGUCACGUAGCUGGGGAGCGACCCGUGUGCGCCUGCUUGCCAGACUACAUGGGCGCGCCUCCCAACUGCAAGCCCGAGUGCAGGACCAGUGCCGAAUGCCCCUCGGAUAGGGCCUGUAUAAAUCAGAGGUGUCGCGAUCCCUGCCCCGGAACUUGUGGCUACAAUGCCCGCUGUCGGUGCACCAAUCACUCGCCCAUCUGCAGCUGUUACGAUGGCUACACCGGAGAUCCAUUCCAUCAGUGUGUUCCCGAGAGAAAACCAGCACCUGUACCCGAUCCCAUUGUGCCACCGAACCCUUGCGUGCCAUCGCCAUGUGGCCCGAACUCCCAGUGCCAGGUGUCGAGUAGCGGAGCCGUCUGCUCCUGCGUGACUAACUACAUAGGACGUCCACCGGCAUGUCGACCGGAGUGCAGCAUUAAUUCCGAGUGUCCGGCCAAGAUGGCCUGUGUGAAUGCCCGUUGUGCUGAUCCCUGCAUUGGGUCUUGCGGAAAUAAUGCCCUAUGCCAUGUCAGCCUCCAUGUUCCGGUUUGCAUGUGCGAGCCUGGCUUCUCUGGAGAUCCGUUCUCCGGUUGCUACAAGAUUAUUGAGACACCCGUUGAGGUCAUCCAACCCUGUCACCCAAGUCCGUGCGGCUUAAACGCUUUAUGCGAAGAACGAAAUCAGGCCGCCGCCUGCCGGUGCCUCCCCGAGCAUUUUGGUGAUCCGUAUGUGGAGUGUCGCCCCGAGUGCGUCAUCAACUCAGACUGUCCCAGGUCGCGAGCCUGUGUUAACCAGAAGUGCAUCGAUCCGUGUCCGGGAAUGUGUGGCCACAACGCCCUGUGCGCCGUUUUCAAUCACGCCCCCAACUGCGAGUGCCUGCCGGGUUACACGGGAAAUCCCAUAGUGGGUUGUCAUCUAGUACCCGAAACUCCGCGUCUGCCCGAUCCCAUAGUGCCCGAAAAUCCCUGCCAGCCCUCGCCCUGUGGCCUCUACAGCAACUGUCGUCCUGUGAAUGGUCAUGCAGUCUGCUCCUGUGUGCCCAACUACAUUGGCUCGCCGCCGAACUGCCGGCCCGAGUGCAUGAGCAGCUCAGAGUGCGCCCAGGACAAGUCGUGUCUGAAUGAGCGCUGCAAGGACCCCUGCCCUGGUACUUGCGGCAAUAACGCGCUCUGCCGCGUCGUCAAUCACAAUCCCAUCUGCUCCUGCAGUCCAGGUUACAGCGGUGAUCCCUUCGUGCGCUGCUUCCCGCAAGAGAAGCGGCCCAUCGUCCGCGAGGAUCCUUGUGUGCCCUCGCCCUGCGGGCCCAACUCUCAGUGUCGGGUGUCGGCCGCCAACGAGCAGGCCGUCUGCUCGUGCUUGCAACAUUACGUGGGCAGGGCUCCCAACUGCCGGCCGGAGUGCACCUCGGACUCCGAGUGCCCCGGCAAUCUGGCCUGCAUCAAUCUGCGGUGUCGGGAUCCGUGUGUGGGUACAUGCGGCAUCCAAACCACCUGUCUUGUAAAUAAUCACCGACCCAUUUGCCGCUGCAUCGAUGGCUAUGCGGGCGAUCCAUUCUCAGAGUGUAGUCCGAAGAUUAUUGUCCCGCCCGAGGUGGCCCAACCCUGCAAUCCGAGUCCCUGUGGCGCCAAUGCCGUGUGCAACGAGCGCAAUGGCGUGGGCUCCUGCUCCUGCUUGCCUGAGUAUAACGGAGAUCCGUACACCGAGUGCCGUCCGGAGUGCCUGCUGAAUAGCGAUUGCGCCAAGAAUCGUGCCUGCCUGAACAACAAGUGCCGAGACCCCUGUCCGGGAGUUUGCGGCGUAUCCGCUGAAUGCCACGUUAUUAACCACGCGCCGAGCUGUAGUUGCCCCUCCGGAUUCACGGGCAAUCCAUCGCAGUACUGUCGGGAAAUACCAAUAUUGGCCCCACCUGUUGAGCCCUGCCGUCCCUCGCCAUGCGGUCCUUACAGCCAGUGCCGUGAGGUGAACGGACAUGCGGUCUGCUCCUGCGUCACCAAUUACAUUGGCACUCCGCCCGCCUGUCGACCGGAGUGCUCGGUCAGUUCCGAGUGCGCCCAAGACAGAGCUUGCGUGAACCAGCGGUGCGUCGACCCAUGUCCGGGCACCUGUGGUCACGAGGCCAUCUGCAAGGUGACCAACCACAACCCGAUUUGCUCGUGUGCUGCCGGCUACAGCGGCGAUCCGUUCGUGCGCUGUUCCCCGUGGCAAGAUGAGCCAGAGCGUCCGAAGGCCAAUGAGAAUCCUUGCGUACCCAGUCCCUGCGGUCGCAACUCCCAGUGCCGUGUCGUGGGUGAGACGGGAGUGUGCUCCUGUUUGCCCAAUUUCGUUGGCCGUGCGCCCAACUGCCGGCCAGAGUGUACGCUGAACACUGAGUGUCCUGCCACUCUGGCCUGCAUUAAUGAGCGCUGCCAGGAUCCUUGUCCGGGAUCCUGUGGCUUCAAUGCCUACUGCAGCGUGGUGAACCACUCGCCCGUCUGCUCUUGCGACAAUGGCUUCACUGGUGAUCCGUUCUCCGGAUGCAAUCCCCAACCUGUGCCCGAACCCGACGAGCGCCUUACUCCCUGUCAGCCAUCGCCCUGCGGCCCCAAUGCUGAGUGCCGUGAACGCAACGGCGCCGGCUCCUGUACGUGUCAGCCGGGCUACUUCGGCGAUCCGUACAGCGGCUGUCGUCCGGAGUGCGUGGUGAACAGUGAUUGCUCGCGCGACAAAUCCUGUGUCAACCAGAAGUGCGUGGACCCAUGUCCUGGCGUUUGUGGCUUGAAUGCCGAAUGUCGUGUGUCCAAUCACCUGCCCAGCUGCACAUGUCUGGCCGGAUACACCGGAAACCCGUCGAGUGCUUGUCGUGAAAUUCCCCAGUUACCCCCACCACCCGAGCGAGAUGAACACCCUUGCCAGCCCUCGCCCUGCGGUCCGUACAGUCAGUGUCGGGAGAUCAACGGCCAUGCCGUCUGCUCCUGCCAGCAGGGCUUCAUCGGAUCGGCUCCCAACUGCCGGCCCGAGUGCGUCAUUAGCUCCGACUGCGCCCAAGACCUCAAUUGCCAAAACCAGAAGUGCGUGGACCCGUGUCCGGGCACUUGUGGUAUCGAGGCGCGCUGCCAGGUUAUUAAUCACUAUCCCGCAUGCUCCUGUGCCCCAGGUUUUACCGGAGAUCCCUUCAACCGAUGCACUAAGAUUAUAUUGGAGCCCCCACCCGCCGAAAAGUCCGGCAAUCCCUGCGUCCCCUCACCAUGUGGACCCAACUCGAAAUGCAUCGAUGUCCGCGGGUCACCUGCAUGCUCCUGCCUGCCGGACUACCUCGGCCGUCCGCCCAACUGCCGGCCCGAGUGCCUCAGCAGUGCCGACUGUCCGGCCAACUUGGCCUGCGUGAACCAGCGCUGCACCAACCCGUGCAUCGGUGCCUGUGGCCUGCACUCCGUGUGCACAGCCAUCAAGCACCGACCGACGUGCGAGUGUGUGCCUGGUUACACCGGAGAUCCGUUCUCCGGCUGUGCGAUUGUGCAGCAAAUUUCACCCACGGAGGAGCCACGCAAUCCCUGUAACCCCAGCCCAUGUGGAGCGAAUGCGAUUUGCCGAGAGCGCAAUGGAGCCGGCUCCUGUGCCUGCUUGCCGGAAUACUUCGGAGAUCCGUACAGCGGCUGCCGACCGGAAUGUGUCCAGAACGAUGACUGCGAUCGCUCGCGAGCCUGCAUCCGCAACAAGUGCCAGGACCCUUGUCCUGGAGCCUGUGGCAUCAAUGCUGAGUGCCGUGUUCUGAACCAUGGACCCAACUGCAACUGCUUCGAUGGCUACACCGGCGAUCCACAUCGCUCGUGUGCGCUCAUCGAGGUGGUCACCCGUCGUCCGGAGAAUCCCUGCCAGCCGUCCCCCUGCGGUCCGUACAGUCAGUGCCAAAACACUAACAGCCACGCGGUGUGCAGCUGUGUGGAGGGUUACAUCGGUGCCCCGCCCAGCUGCAAGCCGGAGUGUGUGGUCAGCUCGGAGUGCCCUCAGAAUCGUGCCUGCAUUAAUCAGAAGUGCGAGGAUCCGUGCCGAGGUGCCUGUGGCAACAAUGCCAAGUGCCAGGUGGUGAACCACAACCCCAUCUGCAGUUGCCAGCCUGGCAUGACCGGAGACCCCAUCUCCGGAUGCCUACCCACCAAGGAGGAAAAGAGUUCCGACAAUCCUUGCAUUCCGUCGCCUUGUGGACCCAAUUCCGUUUGCCGCGAGAUCGGCAACCAGGCGGCCUGCUCCUGCAACGCCAACUAUAUUGGAAGACCGCCGAACUGCCGACCGGAGUGCACCAACAACGACGAGUGCCAAAACCAUCUGUCCUGCCAGCAGGAGCGAUGUGUGGAUCCUUGCCCAGGAUCGUGCGGCAGUAACGCCAUCUGCCAGGUCGUGCAGCACAAUGCUGUCUGCUCCUGCGCCGACGGCUAUGAGGGUGAUCCGCUUUUCGGUUGUGAGCUGAUUCGCGCCAUCGUGCCCACUGAACCGCCAACCUCUCCGUGCGAACCUUCUCCUUGCGGUCCGCAUGCCGAGUGCCGUGAGAGAAACGGAGCCGGAGCCUGCUACUGCCAUGAUGGAUUCGAAGGAAAUCCGUAUGAUGCCCAGCGCGGAUGCCGACGUGAGUGCGAGGAUAACGAUGAGUGCUCGCCUGCCCAGGCCUGCGUGCGUUUCAAGUGCGUGGAUCCCUGCGACAAUAUCUGCGGCGAAUAUGCCAUCUGCACGGUGGAGAAACAUGUGCCCACUUGUGACUGCCCGCCAGGAUACACUGGAGAUCCGUUCUUCAGCUGCAAACCGGUGCCGGUGACGCCACGACCCAUACUUAACCCGUGCAAUCCUUCGCCUUGCGGACCCAACAGCAACUGCCGCGCCAUGAACAACCAGGCCGUGUGCUCCUGCCAAUCUGGAUUCGUAAACCAGCCGCCGAACUGCCGACCCGAGUGCGUGGUGAGUGCCGAGUGUGCUCCGGAACGUGCUUGUGUCAACAAGAAGUGCGUGGAUCCUUGCCUGCACACCUGCGGAAUUCGAGCCAUCUGUACCACCAAGAACCACAGCCCCAUCUGCACAUGCCCACGCGGUAUGACCGGAGAUCCGUUUGUCCAGUGCACCAAAGUUGCCAUUGUAAACGACGCCACAACACCUUCACCGCCACCAGCUUCGUGUGUUCCAUCGCCCUGUGGACCCAACGCCAAGUGCCAGAUCGUGGGCAACAGCCCGGCCUGUUCCUGCCUGCCAAACUACAUUGGAGCUCCGCCACGCUGUCGUCCGGAGUGUGUUCUCAACUCGGAGUGCGGUCCCACUGAGGCCUGCAUCAACCAAAAGUGUGGUGAUCCUUGCUCAGGAUCUUGCGGCUUCGAGGCCAAGUGCCAUGUUUUGAACCACCUGCCCAUCUGCAACUGCAUUGAAGGCUACGAAGGCGAUCCGUUUGUGCGAUGCACCAAGAAACCAGAACAGAAGACGCCAGUGGUGACAGACCCAUGCAAUCCCAACCCAUGCGGUCCCAACGCCGACUGUUUCAACGGAGAGUGCCGUUGCCAGAACAACUAUCAAGGCAAUCCUUUCGAGGGCUGCCGUCCAGAGUGCACCCUUUCGGCCGACUGUCCCCGUGACAAGGCCUGCGUGCGAAACCGCUGCGUGGAUCCAUGCCCUGGCAUUUGUGGCAACAACGCCAUUUGCGAAGUACUUAACCACAUCCCGGUGUGCUCCUGUCUUCAGGGAUACGAAGGAGAUCCGUUCACCAACUGCCGCGUGAAGCCAGUCGUGGAGGACCCCAUUGUGGAGGCCUGCAACCCAUCGCCCUGCGGCGCCAACAGCCAGUGCCGCGACGUUAAUGGACAUGCCGUGUGCUCCUGCCUGGCGGGAUACAUUGGAGCUCCGCCUCAGUGUCGACCCGAGUGUGUGGUGUCCAGCGAGUGCUCCGCUCUUCAAGCCUGUGUCAACAAGAAGUGCGUAGAUCCUUGCGCCGCAGCUUGCGGCCUGGAGGCCCGCUGCGAGGUGAUUAACCACAGUCCGAUUUGCGGAUGCCCACCCGGACGCACAGGUGAUCCGUUUAAGCAAUGUGUGGAGAUUCCCAUCACGCCAGAUGUUAAAGAAUCGCCUCAAGAUCCCUGCUCACCCUCGCCCUGCGGACCCAACUCCAUUUGCAAGCCCGACAAGAGCGGACCAGUUUGCCAGUGCCAGCCGGAGUUCUUCGGCUCGCCUCCCAACUGCCGCCCCGAGUGCAUCAUCAAUCCGGAUUGCCAGUCCACCCAGGCAUGCAUCAACAACAAGUGUCGCGAUCCCUGUCCAGGAUCCUGCGGUACCAACGCCGAGUGCAGAGUUAUCGGACACACUGUGUCGUGCUCCUGCCCGCCAGGAUUCGCCGGCAAUGCGUUUGUGCAGUGUGUGCCCCAGGAGAAGGAGCCAGUGAAGCCGUGCCAGCCAUCGCCGUGUGGACCGAACGCCGACUGCAUCGAGAGGAACGGAGCCGCUGCCUGCAAGUGCAUCGACGAGUACCAGGGCAACCCCUACGAGGGCUGCCGACCGGAGUGCGUGCUUAGCUCGGACUGCCCGACAGACAAGGCCUGCAUCCGCAACAAGUGCCAAGACCCUUGCCCUGGAAUCUGUGGCCUGAACGCCCAAUGCUUCGCCGUGAAUCACGUGCCCAACUGCGUCUGUAACGACGGCUUCACCGGUGAUCCGUUCACCAGCUGCCGUCGUGUGGAGGUGACCACUCCACCACCGGUGUCCGAUCCCUGCCAGCCAUCGCCCUGCGGAGCCAACAGCAAAUGCCGUGUGGCCAACGGUCUGGCCGUGUGCUCAUGCCUGGACACCUUUGUGGGUGCUCCUCCGAACUGCAAGCCGGAGUGCACAGUCAAUGCCGAGUGUCCGUCCAACAAGGCCUGCCACAAAUUCCGUUGCGCCAAUCCGUGCGCCAACACUUGUGGCCUGAAUGCCAAGUGCGAGGUUCGCAAUCACAACCCCAUCUGCAGCUGUCCUUCUGACAUGACGGGUGAUCCAUUCGCUCGCUGCUAUCCGGCACCCGCUCCGACGCCGGUGCCCAAGGACGUGCCUGUGGCCAAGAGACCAUGCCAGCCAUCGCCAUGCGGAUUGUAUUCCGAGUGCCGAGUGCGCGACGAACAGGCCUCCUGCUCCUGCCUGCCCAACUACAUUGGAGCGCCACCCAACUGCCGACCCGAGUGCAUUGUGAACACGGACUGUGCCUCUGAUAGAGCCUGCAUCGCCGAGAAAUGUCGCGAUCCGUGCGACGGCUCCUGCGGAGUCAAUUCCGAGUGCCGCAUUCAAAACCAUCUUGCCAUCUGCACCUGCCGCGGAGGAUUUACCGGCGAUCCGUUCGUCCAGUGUGUGGAGAUUAUCGAAACGUCGACCAAAUCGCCACCACUCAGUGCCGAUCCUUGCGACCUGCAGCCUUGCGGUGCCAAUGCCCAGUGCAGGAACGGAAUCUGCAGUUGCCUGCCGGAUUACCACGGCGACGCAUACACCGGUUGCCGCCCUGAAUGUACUCUGAGUACCGAUUGCCCGGCCACCAAGGCUUGCCUGAACAAGAAGUGCGUGGAUCCUUGCCCAGGAGUUUGUGGACAGAACUCGCAGUGCGAUGUCUCGAACCACAUACCCAUUUGCAGUUGCCUGCAGGGCUACACUGGCGAUCCGUUCGUCCACUGUCGCCAAGAGACUCCCGUGCCAAAGGACCCUUGUCAGCCAAACCCGUGCGGACCGAACAGCUUGUGCCAUGUUUCCGCCCAAGGACCUGUGUGUGCCUGCCAAGCAGGCAUGCUGGGAUCCCCGCCAGCCUGCAAGCCGGAGUGCAUAGUUAGUUCCGAGUGUUCGCUGCAGACGGCCUGUGUCAACAGGAAGUGCGUCGAUCCCUGCCCAGGAGCCUGUGGACAGUUUGCCCGCUGCCAGGUGAUCAACCACAACCCGUCCUGCUCUUGCAACACGGGCUACACCGGCGAUCCGUUCACACGCUGCUACCAGGAGGAGCGAAAGCCACCACCAACACCUGAAAAUCCGUGCCAGCCAUCGCCCUGCGGCCCCAACUCCGAGUGCAAGGUGCUCAAUGGUAACGCGGCCUGCUCGUGUGCCGCCACCUUCAUUGGAACGCCACCCAGCUGUCGACCGGAGUGCUCCAUCAAUCCGGAAUGCCCGCCCACCAAGGCCUGCAUACGUCAGAAGUGCUCGAAUCCGUGCGUGAAUGCCUGCGGCUUCAAUGCCCGUUGUAAUGUCGCCAAUCACCAACCCAUCUGCACUUGCGAUGUGGGCUACACUGGAGAUCCGUUCACCGGCUGUCAAAAGGAGCAAGAACGCAUAGUUAACGAGCAGGUGACCCCCUGCGAACCUAAUCCCUGUGGCUCCAAUGCUGUAUGCCGCGAAAGGAACGGGAUCGGCUCCUGCCAGUGCCUGCCCGACCAUUUCGGCGACCCGUAUCAGUCGUGUCGUCCGGAAUGCGUCCGCAACUCGGACUGCCCCUCGAACAAGGCGUGCCAGCAACAAAAGUGUCGUGACCCCUGCCCCGGCACUUGUGGAACUAAUGCGGACUGCAGUGUCACGAACCACCUGCCCACCUGUAUAUGCCGCCCUGGAUACAUUGGGGAUCCAUACCGCUACUGCCACGUGGAACCAGCCCAGCCAAUUCGUCUGGCCGAACCCACUCAACCGUGUCGUCCCUCGCCCUGCGGUCCCAAUUCCCAAUGUCGCGAACUCAACGGUCAAGCUGUGUGCUCCUGCCUGGAGCUCCACAUAGGUUUGCCUCCCAACUGCCGGCCAGAGUGCGUGUUGAGCACGGAGUGCCCCACCGACAAGGCUUGUAUCAGUCAACGUUGUCAGGAUCCUUGUCCUGGUACGUGCGGCAUUAACGCCGAGUGCCGGGUUCGUAAUCACAGCCCCCUUUGCCAGUGUCGUCCGGGCUUCACCGGCGACUCCUUUACCCGUUGUUAUGCUCUGCCACCUCCACCGCCCGAAAUUAAGGAUGUCUCGCGCGAUCCUUGCCUACCGUCGCCUUGCGGACUGAACAGCCAGUGCCGCAAUGUACAGGGUGUGCCGUCAUGCUCAUGUCUACCGGAAUUCCUUGGAGCACCGCCCAACUGUCGACCCGAGUGCACUAUUAGUGCAGAGUGCGCCUCCAACCUGGCGUGUAUCAGGGAAAAGUGUAUUGAUCCGUGCCCAGGCUCCUGUGGCUAUGCUGCCGAAUGUAAUGUGGUGAACCACACGCCUAUUUGCGUGUGUCCGGUUGGCUUUACGGGUGAUCCGUUUAGUAGUUGUCGCCUCGCACCACCCGAGCCAGUGCUAAAUGAGUAUGUCGAUCCCUGCAAUCCGUCGCCAUGUGGUGCCAAUGCCCAGUGCAACGCCGGUACCUGUACUUGCCUCCCCGAAUUCCACGGUGAUCCCUACUCCGGCUGCCGGCCAGAGUGCGUCCUCAACUCCGAUUGUCCCAGGGACAAGGCCUGCCUGCGCAGCAAGUGCCUGAACCCGUGUCCGGGCACUUGUGGCGAGAACGCUAUCUGUGAUGUCAUCAACCACAUACCCAUGUGUAGAUGUCCGGAUGGUACUGCUGGCAGCGCCUUCAUCCGUUGCUCUCCAGUGCACAUUUCUAUUGUAACCAAUCCUUGCCGACCAUCUCCCUGUGGUCCCAACUCCCAGUGCCGUGAGGUCAACCAGCAAGCCGUUUGCUCCUGCUUGCCCAGCUUCAUAGGAGCCCCACCAUCCUGCCGACCCGAAUGCACCUCCAAUGCCGAGUGUGCACCCACCCAGGCGUGUCUCAAUCAACGGUGCGGAGAUCCCUGCCCCGGAACUUGCGGAGUGGGUGCCAAUUGCGCCGUGGUCAGCCACAGUCCCUUCUGCACUUGUCCCGAGAGGUUUACGGGUAAUCCGUUCAUUCGUUGCCAACCUCAAAUUGAACCCACUCGCGAUGUUGUACCCACUGAUCCUUGUCGCCCUUCGCCGUGUGGACCUUACUCCCAGUGUCGUCCGGUUGGGGAAGCCCCAGCCUGCUCCUGUUUGGAGACCUACAUAGGCCGACCACCCAACUGCCGACCUGAGUGUGUAACCAGUUCGGAUUGUUCCAGCCAGUUGGCCUGCGUCAACCAGAAAUGCGUCGAUCCCUGUCCAGGGCGCUGUGGUCUGAAUGCCGAAUGCCGCGUUGUUAGUCAUGCCCUCCAGUGCAUUUGCCUACAAGGAUACACCGGAGAUCCGUUUGUGCAAUGCAACCCGGAAAUCAUCCGGGACAUUGAGAUCCGCACUCCUUGUAGCCCAAGUCCAUGUGGAACAAAUGCCGUUUGCCGCGAUCGCAAUGGAGUCGGAUCCUGCCAAUGUCUUCCGCAGUACUUCGGAGACCCGUACGAAGGUUGUCGUCCCGAGUGCAUGCUGGACUCGGACUGUCCAUCGAACAGAGCCUGCCAGCAGUUGAAGUGCCAAGAUCCCUGCCCCGGAACAUGCGGACUGAACGCCAAUUGCCAAGUGGUUAACCAUCUUCCCACUUGCAGUUGUAUAGUUGGCUACGUGGGAGAUCCAUAUCGCCAGUGCAACCGGCUCCCGGAACCCCCUCAAAACGAGUACGUUAACCCAUGCCAGCCCAAUCCCUGUGGCCCCAAUUCUCAGUGCCGCGUUUCCAACGAGCAAGCCGUUUGCUCCUGUUUGCCCCAGUUUGUGGGAACGCCGCCGUCCUGUCGUCCCGAGUGCACCAUAUCCUCGGAGUGCGCGGCCGACAAGGCGUGCGUUAACCAGAAGUGUGUAGAUCCCUGUGCGGCGGAUAUUUGUGGCAGCAAUGCCGUGUGUAGGGUGCGGAACCACAGUCCCAUCUGCAGCUGCCUCAGCGGUUACACAGGCGAUGCAUUCACUCGUUGCUUCCCCAUUCCACCGCCUCCUGUUGAGAUCAAAAACGAACCCCUGCGAGAUCCUUGUGUGCCAACACCUUGUGGACCCAAUUCAGAGUGCCGUAAUAUCAACGGUGUGCCGGCCUGCUCCUGCCUGGCUAGCUUCAUCGGUCAGGCGCCCAACUGUCGUCCGGAAUGUACCAUCAACUCGGAGUGCCCCAGCCAAUUGGCUUGCAUCAACCAGAAGUGCCGCGAUCCCUGCCCCGGAGCUUGCGGCUUGAAUGCCGUCUGCAGUGUCAUCAACCAUACCCCGCUCUGCGCCUGCAUCGAGGGCUAUAUAGGCAAUCCGUUUACGAACUGCAAUCCCAAGCCCCCAGAACCCACAACGCCUCCAGUUGCUGACGAUCCCUGCAACCCAUCUCCUUGUGGAACCAACGCCUUGUGCCGAAAUGGACAGUGCUCAUGCAUACCCGAGCACCAAGGAGAUCCCUAUGUUUCGUGUCGCCCGGAGUGCGUGCUGAACACGGACUGUCCCAGAGAUCGCGCCUGUGUGCGCAACAAGUGCAUUGACCCUUGCCCCGGAACCUGUGGUGUUAAUGCUUUGUGCGAGGUUACCAACCACAUUCCCAUCUGCCGCUGUCCGGAGCAGAUGUCCGGCAAUGCAUUCUUCGAAUGUCGACCAGUGCCACCAGCCAAAAUCCAAGAUCCCUGUCGACCAUCGCCUUGUGGACCGAAUAGUCAGUGUCGGGUGGUGCAGCAGACUGCGGUCUGCUCCUGCCUGGCUGACUAUGUCGGCAGCCCGCCGCGAUGUCGUCCGGAGUGUGUCACUAACUCUGAUUGUCCUGCCGAUCAGGCUUGCCAAAAUAUGAAGUGUCGUGAUCCUUGCCCUGGUACUUGUGGCUUCAACGCACUUUGCAACGUCGUUAAUCACAGUCCCUUCUGCAGCUGCCCCACGGGCAUGUCUGGCAAUCCAUUCGUGCGCUGUGAACAGCUAAUAAUUCGGGACGAGAAACCUCAGAAUCCUUGCGUGCCUUCUCCGUGUGGUCCAAAUUCUGAAUGUCGGGUAACGGGUGACUCUCCAUCAUGCUCCUGCCUGGCAGAAUUCAUAGGUGCUCCACCAAACUGCCGGCCCGAGUGCAUUUCCAACUCGGAGUGUCCCACCAAUCAAGCGUGCAUCAAUCAAAAAUGCUCGGAUCCUUGCCCAGGACUCUGUGGUCAAAAUGCCAACUGCCGUGUUUUCAGUCACACUGCCAUGUGCUUGUGCGACGGCGGCUUCACUGGGGAUCCGUUUAGUCAGUGCAGUCCCAUUAGGGAUACCCCCGUUGAAGUUCUGCAGCCAUGCAACCCCAGCCCUUGUGGCGUAAAUGCCAAGUGCGAAGAGCGCGGUGGUGCAGGAUCUUGUCAGUGUCUGCCUGAUUACUUCGGAAAUCCCUACGACGGCUGUCGUCCCGAGUGUGUUCUAAACUCCGACUGCCCGUCGAAUCUGGCGUGUGUGAACCAGAAAUGCCGCGAUCCUUGCCCCGGAACCUGUGGCCAGAACGCCGAGUGCCAAGUGGUUAACCACCUGGCUACUUGUAACUGCUUGACAGGCUACAACGGCGACCCAUACAGCGUGUGUCGCAUCAUAGUCAACGAACCACCUGUUCCUGUUUACGUAAAUCCUUGUCAGCCUUCCCCAUGCGGCCCCAACUCCCAAUGUCGGGAGAUCAACGAACAAGCCGUUUGCUCUUGCCUGGCCGAGUUUAUUGGCAGCCCGCCUGCCUGUCGUCCUGAAUGCACCAGUAGCUCCGAAUGUCCUGCUGACAAGGCCUGUGUGAACCGCAAGUGCGUGGAUCCCUGUCCGAAUGUUUGCGGCCAGCAGGCCGAGUGUCGUGUCCGCAACCACAAUCCCAUUUGCACCUGCAUUAGUGGAUUUACUGGCGAUCCGUUCACGCGUUGUUACCGUCAGCCGCCUCCUCCACCAGUGAUUAAUGAACCUACCGACCCUUGUGUUCCCUCGCCUUGCGGUGCGAACUCCCAGUGUCGUGAGAUUCAUGGUACACCUUCCUGCUCAUGUUUGCCCCAGUUCCUGGGUACACCACCCAACUGUCGUCCAGAGUGCUCCAUUAACGCUGAGUGCCCGAGCCACCAGGCGUGCAUUAAUCAGAAGUGCCGCGAUCCGUGCCCCGGGUCAUGUGGCCUCAACACCCAGUGCAAUGUCAUCAACCAUACUCCCAUCUGCAGUUGUCUGACGGGCUACAUCGGUGAUCCGUUUAGCGUCUGCAAUCCCGAACCACCAGCGAAAAUCCAAGAUCCAUUGCCGCCAGAGGACCCGUGUUACCCCUCUCCUUGUGGCUCCAACGCCCAAUGCAACAACGGAGUAUGUUCUUGUCUGCCGGAAUAUCACGGUGACCCGUACACCGGCUGCCGUCCCGAGUGUGUUCUGCACACGGACUGCGAUCGAAGCCGAGCUUGUGUCCGCCACAAGUGUGUCGAUCCCUGUCCCGGAAUUUGUGGCUCCAAUGCGAUUUGUGAGGUCCUUAACCACAUUCCCAAUUGCCGUUGUCCCGAGGGAAUGCAAGGCAAUGCCUUUGUUCAGUGCAGCCCAGUGCCACAACUCGACGUAGUGCAGAAUCCUUGUCAACCUUCCCCAUGCGGACCCAACUCCCAGUGCCGCGUCAUCAAUCAGCAGGCUAUCUGCUCAUGUAUCACGCCUUUCAUCGGAAGUCCACCAUUCUGUCGACCUGAAUGCACCACCAACUCCGAGUGCCCGUUGAACUUGGCCUGUCUCAACCAGAAGUGCGGUGAUCCGUGCCCAGGCGUUUGUGGCCGUAACGCCCAGUGCCAUGUGACGAACCACAGUCCGUUCUGUCGCUGCUUAGAGCGCCACACUGGAAAUCCCUUCGUGAGCUGCCAGCUGAUCAUUGAACCGCCAGUACCUCCUCCAAGGCAGACAUGUCUGCCCUCGCCGUGCGGACCAUAUUCCCAGUGCCGUGAGGUCAACGAGUCGCCGUCCUGCACUUGCCUGCCGGACUACAUUGGAGCUCCUCCAAACUGCAGACCCGAAUGUGUGACUAGCUCGGAGUGCCCAACAAGCCAGGCCUGCAUACAGCAAAAGUGCCGCGAUCCUUGUCCAGGACUUUGUGGACAAUCGGCGAUCUGCCGCGUCAUCUCCCACACUCCCAGCUGCAUCUGUCCCGAGGGUAUGGAGGGUGAUCCAUUCACUUUCUGCACCGAAAAGAGGAUUCAACAACUGGAUCAGCUAGAUCCCUGCAAUCCCAGCCCCUGUGGAGUCAAUGCCCGUUGUACUUCUCGCCAAGAUGCCGGCUCUUGCCAGUGCUUGCCAGAGUACUUUGGAAAUCCCUAUGAGGGAUGCCGCCCUGAAUGCAUCCUUAACUCUGACUGUCCCUCCAACAAGGCCUGCCAACAGCAAAAGUGUCAGGAUCCCUGCCCGGGAACUUGUGGUCAGAAUGCCUUGUGCAAUGUUCUCAACCACGUUCCCACAUGUAGUUGCAUAACUGGCUAUUCCGGUGACCCGUAUCGGUUGUGCAUCCCAGAACGUCAACCCAUCAAGGAGUAUGUGAAUCCCUGCCAGCCAUCCCCGUGCGGUCCCAACUCUCAGUGCCGUGAAAGUAACGAACAGGCCGUGUGCUCCUGUCUUCCCGAGUAUGUGGGUGCCCCACCAGCGUGUCGGCCCGAAUGCACCAUCUCCUCGGAGUGUCCUCUUGACAAGGCAUGUGUUGGCCAGAAGUGCAUCGACCCCUGUCCAAAUACCUGCGGAGAACAAGCCACCUGUCGGGUGGUCAACCACAGUCCCAUUUGUACAUGUCGCGCCGGUUAUACGGGCGAUGCCUUUUUGCGCUGUUUCCCCGUGCCUCCUGUUCCACCUCCGGCCAUCCAAAAGACUCCAGUCGAUCCCUGUGUUCCCUCCCCAUGCGGCCCCUACUCCCAAUGCCGCGCACAAGGCGAUGCUCCCGCUUGUUCCUGCUUGGUUGGCUAUCUGGGAGCUCCUCCCAAUUGCCGACCUGAGUGCCGAAUUAACGCUGAGUGUCCCAGCAGCCAGGCAUGCAUCAAUGAGAAGUGUAGGGAUCCUUGCCCCGGCUCCUGUGGCUAUGGCGCCAUAUGCAAUGUGAUUAACCACACGCCUAGCUGCAUCUGUCCGGCAGGAUACACGGGUGAUCCGUUCAGUCAAUGCCAGCCCCAGCCACCACCACCGCCGACACCCGUUAAGCUUGAUGAUCCAUGCAACCCCUCCCCCUGCGGCCCCAAUGCCCAGUGCAACAACGGAGUAUGCACAUGCAUUCCGGAGUACCACGGCGACCCGUACAGUGGCUGCCGACCCGAGUGCAUCACCAGCCUGGACUGCGCCCGCAACUUGGCUUGUGCGCGUCACAAAUGCUUCGAUCCCUGCCCCGGAACCUGUGCCCCUAAUGCCAUCUGCUCGGUUAUCAACCACGUGCCCAUGUGUACAUGCCCAGAGGGUUAUGCUGGCAAUGCGUUUGUCCAGUGCCAGCCCAUACCACCCCCUGCCAUUGUCCAGCCCUGCCAACCCUCUCCAUGCGGACCCAAUUCUCAAUGCAGGGAGGUCAACCAACAGGCCGUUUGCUCCUGUGUGUCGGGAUACAUUGGAACGCCGCCACUUUGUCGGCCGGAGUGCACCUCAAACUCGGAGUGCCAAUCCCGCCUGGCCUGCGUGAACCAGAAGUGUGUGGAUCCCUGUCCCGGAUCUUGUGGUCGCAAUGCCCAGUGCAGUGUCGUCAACCACAAUCCGUUCUGCACCUGCCUCCCGCGCUUCACUGGCAAUCCCUUCGUGGGCUGCCAGCAGAUCAUCGAACCGCCGCAGCAGGACAUUGUGCCUCAGGAUCCUUGCCGUCCGUCGCCUUGUGGACCCAACUCAGAAUGCCGCGCCGUUGGAGAGACUCCCACUUGCACUUGCCUGGCUGAUUUUGUUGGCUCUCCGCCGUAUUGCAAGCCAGAGUGCGUUGCCAACUCGGAGUGCCCGUCCAACCUGGCUUGCAUCAAUCAGAAGUGUAAGGAUCCCUGCCCAGGUCUAUGUGGUAUCAGUGCCAUCUGUCGCGUCGUCUCCCACACGGCCAUGUGCAUUUGCGAUGUGGGUCUCACCGGAGAUCCCUUCACCCAAUGCCAGCCCGUUGUGGCCGAUGUUGAGAUCAUCAAUCCGUGCCAGCCCUCACCCUGCGGCGCCAACGCGGAGUGCAUCCAACGGAAUGGAGCUGGAGCCUGUCAGUGUCUUACGGACUACUUCGGAAACCCAUAUGAAGGCUGUCGUCCGGAGUGCGUUUUGAACUCUGAUUGCCCGUCGAACAGAGCCUGCCAGCAGCAGAAGUGCCGCGAUCCCUGCCCCGGAAGCUGUGGACAGAAUGCCGAGUGCAAUGUGGUGAACCAUACGCCCAUGUGCAACUGCUACCCGGGAUACAUCGGCGACCCGUAUCGCUAUUGCAGCCAACCGCCAGAACCUAUUGUCCAUGAGUACGUGAAUCCCUGCCAACCCUCGCCCUGUGGCCCGAACUCAAACUGUCGCGAAAUAAACGAGCAGGCCGUCUGCUCGUGCCGGGCCGAGUUCGAAGGAGCCCCGCCCAACUGCCGACCCCAAUGCACCUCGAGUUCUGACUGUGCCGCCAACAGGGCCUGCAUCAACUACAAGUGUGUUGAUCCAUGUCCCGGUGUGUGUGGCCAGCAGGCAAUUUGCGAGGUGCGCAACCACAGUCCCAUUUGCAGGUGUCCCACAGGCAUGACGGGCGAUCCUUUCGUGCGCUGCUUGCCCCGACCGACAAGUAAGGAAAAGGAGAAUCACCGAGAGUUACCCCAACCUAACCCACUCUUCCCCACGUCAGUUCCUCCGCCGCCCUUGAGAGAUGUUGCUCCCUACCGUGAUCCCUGCGUACCCUCCCCCUGUGGUCUCUACUCCUCCUGCAGGAAUCAUCAGGACCAGGCCAUUUGCUCUUGCCUGCCCAACUACUAUGGCACUCCGCCGCGUUGUCGACCCGAGUGUACCAUUAAUGCGGAGUGUCCUAGCCACUUGGCUUGCAUAAGCGAACGCUGCCGGGAUCCUUGUCCUGGUGCCUGCGGUCAGCAGACCGAGUGCCGGGUGAUCAGUCACGUUCCCAGUUGCGUCUGCUUGCGAGGCUAUGUGGGUGAUGCCUUUUUGGCCUGCCAUCCUGCACCACCCCCUCCCGCCCGCGAAGAACCCCAUGAUCCCUGCAACCCUAGUCCAUGUGGCAACAAUGCCAUCUGCUCCAACCAGGGAGAGUGCACUUGCCUGGCCGAGUAUCAGGGCGAUCCCUACGUGGCGUGCAGGCCGGAGUGUGUCUUAAGUUCGGAGUGCCCGCGAAAUCUGGCUUGUGUGAAUCAGAAGUGCACUGAUCCUUGUCCCGGAACCUGUGGUAUCAACGCCAUCUGCGAAGUGUUCAACCACAUCGCCAUGUGCCACUGCCCUGAGAGAAUGACCGGCAAUGCCUUUGUGCAAUGUCUUCCAGUUCAAUUGGAUGUCUACCGUAAUCCCUGUAACCCCUCGCCCUGUGGCUCUUAUGCGGAGUGUCGGGAGCAGAAUGGCCAAGCCAUUUGCACCUGCCUCCGCAACUACUUCGGCGUGCCCCCAUCCUGCCGACCAGAGUGCAGCACAAACUAUGAUUGUGCUCCCAGCUUGGCCUGCCAGAACCAGAGAUGUGUGGAUCCCUGCCCGGGAUCUUGCGGAGCAUAUGCCCAAUGUCGAACUGUUAGCCACAAUCCCUUCUGCACCUGCCGACCUGGCUACACCGGCAAUCCCCUGAUACAAUGUCACUUGAUUAUUGAGCCCCAGCGCGAUGUCGUAGUCCAAGACCCAUGUCAGCCGUCCCCCUGCGGGCCGAACAGCGAGUGCCGCCGCGUGGGAGACACGCCUUCCUGCUCCUGCUUGCCGAACUUCUUCGGUACUCCACCAAACUGCCGACCCGAAUGCGUUUCCAAUUCCGAGUGUAGCCAAGCCCUGGUGUGCGUUAAUAACCGUUGCCAAGAUCCGUGUCCGGGUCUAUGCGGCUCCUUUGCCACGUGCCGAGUGAUUAGCCACAGUGCCAUGUGCUACUGCCAGCCAGGAUACAGCGGCGAUCCAUUCGUCAGCUGCACACCCAUUCAAAGAGAACCGGUCGAGAUUGCCCAGCCCUGCCAUCCCAAUCCCUGCGGCUUAUUUGCCGAGUGUCGGCAGCAGAAUGGAGUUGGCUCCUGCCAGUGCCUCCCAGAAUACUUCGGUAAUCCCUACGAGGCCUGUCGCCCGGAGUGUGUAAUCGACUUUGAUUGCCCCUCGCAACUGGCGUGUGUGAACCAGAAGUGCCGCGAUCCCUGCCCGGGCAGCUGUGGCCAGAACGCCGAAUGCUUCGUGCGCAACCACCUUCCCACCUGCAACUGCCUCAUCGGCUAUGUGGGCGACCCCUACCGUUAUUGCAACAUCGAACCGAAACCUAUUCGGGAGUACGUUAACCCAUGUCAGCCCUCGCCCUGCGGACCAAACUCUCAGUGUCGCGAACAAAAUGGUGUGGCUACCUGCUCCUGCUUACCGGAGUACGUUGGUAGUCCGCCCGGCUGUCGUCCUGAGUGCACGGUCUCCGCGGAAUGUAGUUUCGAUAAGGCUUGUGUCCGUCACAAGUGCGUCGAUCCCUGCCCGGGCGUCUGUGGCACUUUUGCCACUUGCCACGUGGGCAACCACGCCCCGCUCUGCACUUGCCAGGCGGGAUACACAGGAGAUCCCUUCACGCGUUGCUAUCCUGUACCUCCUCCUCCAACACACAUUCUCCACGAUAUCGUGCGAGAUCCUUGCCAGCCAUCUCCUUGCGGAGCCAACGCUCAGUGCAGAGAGUCCCAGGGCCAGGCCAUCUGCUCCUGUUUACCCAACUACUUCGGUGUGCCACCCCAUUGCCGGCCCGAGUGUACUCAGAGCUCGGAGUGCUUGCCCAGUCUGGCUUGCAUUAACCAGCGAUGCGCCGAUCCCUGCCCUGGUUCCUGUGCCUACAAUGCCAUCUGCAGCGUCCGCAACCAUGUGCCCAGUUGCCAGUGUCCCGUGGGCUACAUCGGUGAUCCGUUCACCAACUGCCGCCCCCAACCGCCGCCACCACCCGAGCCCAUCGUUUUCGACGAUCCUUGCAAUCCUUCCCCAUGUGGACCGAAUGCUCAGUGCCAGAACGGCCAGUGCACGUGCAUUGCCGAGUACCAAGGUGACCCCUACUCGGGCUGUCGCCCGGAGUGUGUUUUGAAUGCAGACUGCGCCAGAAAUCGUGCCUGUGUCCGCCACAAGUGUGUGGAUCCCUGCCCCGGAACCUGUGCUCCCAACGCCAUCUGUGACGUGAUCAACCAUAUAGCUAUGUGCCGUUGCCCAGAGCGGAUGACCGGAAAUGCCUUCAUUUUGUGCGAAGCUCCGCCUGUUUCCCUGGCACCUCCUAAUCCUUGCUACCCAUCGCCCUGUGGUCCAAACAGCCGAUGCCGUGUUCAGAAUGACAACGCCGUGUGUUCCUGCAUUGAAGACUUCGUUGGCACUCCACCAAAUUGCAGGCCAGAGUGCACCCACAACUCGGAUUGUCUACCCAGGCUGGCAUGCCAACGGCAACACUGCGUGGACCCAUGUCCCGGAACGUGCGGCUUCAACGCCCUCUGCCAUGUGGUGAACCACGCACCAAUCUGCAGCUGCCCGCCGCGUCACAACGGAAAUCCCUUCCUGGGCUGCUUCCCAGAGCCAGUGCGGCGCGACGAGAUCGCUCCAAGGCACCCUUGCCAGCCGUCUCCUUGCGGUCCCUACUCCAACUGUGUUGCCCUGGGAGAUCAGGCCCAGUGCAGCUGCUUGCCGAACUACAUCGGAACGCCACCCAACUGCCGGCCCGAGUGCAUCACCAACUCGGAGUGUCCGUUCGACAAAGCCUGCUUGAAUCAAAGGUGCGGUGAUCCCUGUCCUGGCGCCUGUGGCUCCAAUGCCAACUGUCAUGUAAUAAGCCAUGCCGCCAAUUGCUUCUGUAUUCCUGGCUAUACUGGUGAUCCAUUCACAUCCUGUCGCCAAGUGCCUCAGAUCCACCAUGAGGAAGUAAUUCAGCCCUGCUCGCCGAAUCCCUGCGGUGCCAAUGCAGUUUGCCGGCAUGCGGGCAACGUCGGUUCAUGUCAAUGUCUGCCGGAAUACUUCGGCAACCCGUACGAAGCUUGUCGUCCAGAAUGUGUUACCAACAACGACUGCCCGGCAGAUAAGUCCUGCCAACAAAUGAAGUGCCGUGAUCCGUGCCCAGGAGUUUGUGCGUUGAACGCUAUCUGCCGCGUGAUUAACCACCUGCCCACAUGCCAUUGCCUGAAUAACUUUGUUGGGGAUCCCUACCGUUACUGUCAAAUACCCGAGAAACCUGUUCUCAAAGAGUACGUAAAUCCCUGCCAGCCGUCCCCCUGUGGUCCAAACUCUCAGUGCCGCGAAAACAACGAACAGGCCAUCUGCUCCUGCCUGCCUGAGUAUGUGGGCGUCCCGCCCAAUUGCAGACCAGAGUGUGUAACCAAUGGGGAAUGUCCCCAUGACAAGGCCUGUAUUAGGCAAAAGUGUAGUGAUCCAUGCCCAGGAGUGUGUGGAUCCAAUGCCGACUGCCGGGUUAUCCAGCAUGCCCCUAUCUGCAGUUGUCGACCUGGGUUCACAGGCGAUGCCUUCAGUCGUUGCCUCCCACUGCCACCUCCUCCGCCACCCCAGCUGGAUGUUUAUCGUAAUCCUUGUGUACCGUCACCUUGCGGCCAGUUCGCGGAAUGCCGCGACAACCAUGGCACUGCCACGUGCAGUUGCCUGCCUUCCUACUUCGGCACUCCCCCCAACUGCCGCCCCGAGUGUACGAUCAACCCCGACUGCCCUGCCCACUUGUCCUGCCAACAGCAGCGUUGCCGUGAUCCCUGUCCCGGAGCCUGUGGAUUCAACGCCCUGUGCACGGUGGUUAACCAUAACCCCACGUGCCAGUGUGCUCCAGGUCUGAGCGGUAACCCCUUCACAUCCUGCCAUGCACCGCCGCCGGUCGCCCGCGAUCCCCCACCAAUAAGUGAUCCUUGUUCGUUGAUCACCUGCGGCGCCAAUGCAGUAUGCAACCAAGGACAAUGCACCUGUCUGCCCGAGUUUGUGGGCAAUCCCUUGGUCGGCUGCAGGCCAGAGUGCGUCCUGAGCACGGAGUGCGACUGGAACAAGGCCUGCGUGAGAAACAAGUGUGUCGACCCCUGUCCCGGAACAUGUGGAUCCAAUGCCAUCUGCGAGGUGCACAGACACGUGGCCAUGUGUCACUGUCCACCGGGAAUGACCGGAAACGCCUUCAGUCAGUGUCGCCCUAUUCCACCGGCUCCUGUACGCGAUGUUAUUGAUCCUUGCCAGCCCUCGCCAUGUGGACCGAAUGCCCAGUGCCGCAAUGUGAAUGGAAAUGCUGUGUGCUCAUGCCUCCCCGACUUCAUUGGCGUUCCGCCGUCCUGCAGACCAGAGUGCGUCCGCAAUGAGGAGUGCCCGCUCCACUUGGCUUGCUUGCAGCAACAUUGCCGCGAUCCAUGUCCAGGAGUUUGUGGCCUGAACGCUUUAUGUCGGGUGAUAAACCACAGCCCGAACUGCCAUUGCAUCGACUCCUUUACCGGAAAUCCAUUCGUGGCCUGCCACCGCCAAAUUCCGCCUCCGGUUCACCAAGACCCAAUCGAUCCCUGCCAGCCAUCGCCUUGCGGAGCCAAUGCAGAGUGCCGGGCCCAAGGCAACAACGCCCAAUGCAGCUGCCUGACAGGAUUUAUCGGCACUCCGCCAAACUGCCGACCGGAAUGUGUUUCCAACGCGGAAUGCCCCACCAACUUAGCCUGCCUCAAUCAGAAGUGCCGCGAUCCCUGCUCAGGAGUUUGUGGCCCGAAUGCCGAGUGCUACGUAAUCAACCACACUCCCAUGUGCACUUGUAUUAGUGGACAUGGCGGCAAUCCAUUCCUCGGCUGCCAGGUGGUACGAGAUGUUCCCGAACCGCAAAACCCUUGCGUGCCCAGUCCGUGUGGCGCCAAUGCCGUGUGCACGGAGAGAAAUGGAGCCGGAGCUUGCCAAUGUCUGCCGGAGUUCUUCGGCAAUCCGUACGAGGGCUGUCGCCCUGAAUGUGUUCUCAACUCGGACUGCCCAAGUCACCUGGCCUGCCAGAAUCAACAUUGUCGCGAUCCCUGCCCAGGAACCUGCGGUCUGAACGCUCAGUGCCAAGUCCGCGACCACCUUCCACAGUGCACCUGUUUGGUGGGCUACCAAGGAAACCCCUAUGCGUUCUGCAGUGUCCUGCGUGAACCCCUUCCCGACCCGAUUCCCUCUCGUCCCUGCCAACCAUCGCCCUGCGGACCCAACGCUCAGUGCCGCGAAUCGAACGGACAGGCCAUAUGCACGUGCUUGGCCGACUUUAUCGGAUCCCCGCCUGCCUGCAGGCCCGAGUGUACUAUUUCUAGCGAAUGCGACCGAACCCUGGCCUGCGUCCAGCAACACUGCAUCGAUCCCUGUCCAGGUGUAUGCGGCAGCAAUGCUCAGUGUCGGGUUAUCAACCACAGCCCGCAUUGCAGCUGCUUGCCUGGAUUUACGGGUGAUGCCAUUAGUGGAUGCCGCCGCAUACCUCCCGCCAUCAGCUACGAUGCCCCCAAGGAGACCUACCGCGAUCCCUGUGUUCCCUCUCCCUGUGGCAUCUUUGGUCAGUGCCGAGCCCAAGGCAAUCAAGCUGUUUGCUCUUGCCUGCGAGGCUACUUUGGAGCACCACCCAAUUGCCAGCCGGAGUGUGUGAUUAAUCCGGACUGCCCCUCCCAUCUGGCUUGUAUCAACGAGAAAUGUCGCGAUCCCUGCCCUGGUUCUUGCGGAUUCCGUGCCACGUGCAACGUCAUCAACCAUACGCCGAUCUGUAGUUGCCCUCCGGGUUAUGAGGGCAACCCCUUCGUCAGUUGCCAGCCCACUCCCCCGCCGCCAACUCCUCCACUGCGCGACGAGUGCAACCCCUCGCCGUGUGGCUCCAAUGCCAUCUGCAGUCCUGGAGGACAGUGCUCAUGUCUGGCCGGCUUCGAUGGCAAUCCCUAUGUGGGAUGUCGCCCGGAGUGCGUCCUUAAUACGGACUGUGCCAGAGACAAGGCCUGCCAGCGCAGCAAGUGCGUUGAUCCUUGUCCAGGAGCUUGUGGCGUGGGAGCUGUCUGCGAAGUUCGCAACCACAUACCCACCUGCAAUUGUCCUCCCGGAACCUCCGGCAACGCAUUCGUGCAGUGCACCGUCGUCCAAUCUGCUCCAGUGGAACCAGUGCACCCUUGUCAUCCCUCUCCCUGUGGAAACAAUGCCCAAUGCCGCGAAGCCAACAAUCAGGCCAUCUGUUCCUGCUUGCCAGGAUACUUUGGGGUGCCGCCAAGUUGUCGACCCGAGUGCACUAUUAACUCGGACUGCGCCCCUCACUUAGCCUGUUUGAACCAACACUGCCGCGAUCCUUGUUCUGGCGCUUGUGGCCAAUACGCCGAUUGCCAGGUCAUCAGACAUGUACCCCACUGUAGUUGCCCAUCCGGAUUCUCCGGCAACGCGUUCUUCCUGUGCCAGCGUAUUCCACCUCCCCCACCCGUCCAAAGAGAACCACUUAACCCAUGCGCGCCAUCGCCAUGCGGAGCCAAUGCCGAGUGCACGGUUCAGAACGACCAGGCCAUAUGCAAGUGCCUAAAGGACUACAUUGGAACACCUCCCAACUGCCGGCCAGAGUGCAUAACCUCCUCGGAGUGUCCGAAUCAACUGGCUUGCAUUAAUCAGCAGUGUAGGGAUCCCUGUCCAGGAUUGUGCGGAACCGCAGCCAGCUGCCAAGUGGUCAGCCAUGUGCCGUCGUGUAUUUGCAUUGCGGACUACAUUGGCGAUCCCUACACUGGCUGCUAUCCGCGACCGCAAAUCCAACGGGAACAGAUCAAUCCCUGCGCACAGAAUCCUUGCGGAAGCAAUGCCGUGUGCACGGAGCGAGGUGGAGCCGGAGCUUGCCAGUGCCUGCCAGAUUUCUAUGGAAACCCCUACGAAGGAUGCCGACCGGAAUGCGUUCUCAGUUCGGACUGUUCAAGCCAUCUAGCUUGCUUGAACCAACAUUGCCGCGAUCCCUGUCCCGGAAGCUGUGCCCCCAAUGCCCAGUGUCAAGUAGUUAACCAUGUGCCCCGUUGUAGUUGCUAUCCCGGAUACCAAGGCGAUCCGUAUCGCCAUUGUCAUGUCGUCCAGGCUGAACCUGUCCCAGUCCAAGUCCACUUUGAUCCCUGCCAGCCCUCGCCGUGUGGUCCCAACGCCCAGUGUACUGAAUCCCAGGGUCAGGCGGUUUGCCGCUGCCUACCCGAUUACUUCGGCUCUCCGCCCGCUUGUCGGCCCGAGUGCACCAGUAAUCCCGAAUGUCCCAGUGACAAGGCUUGCGUGGCCAGGCGGUGCUCAGAUCCCUGUGUGGGAGCCUGUGGCCUAAACGCCGUUUGUCGGGCUAACCAGCAUCGAGCUCUUUGCUCGUGCUUGCCUGGCUUCACUGGGGACGCCUUCACGAGGUGUCUUCCAGUGCCGCCCCCGCCACCUGUUGUCCGGGACACCCCUAAAGAUCCCUGUGUGCCCUCCCCCUGCGGCCAGUUCGCCCAGUGCCGGGAACAGUACGGACAGGCCGUUUGCUCGUGCCUACCAUCCUACUAUGGCACUCCGCCAUACUGUCGACCCGAGUGCACUCUGAACUCAGAUUGUCCCAGCCAUAGGGCGUGCAUCAAUCAGAGAUGCGUGGACCCCUGUCCUGGGGCUUGUGGUUUGAACGCCCAAUGUGAUGUGCUUAACCAUGUGCCCAGUUGCUCCUGCCCAAGAGGCUAUGUAGGCGAUCCCUUCUACCGAUGCUACCCGGCCCCAACACCAGCACCGACCCCUCCAGCAGUUGUGAAAGACGAUCCGUGUAUACCCUCCCCAUGUGGUCCCAAUGCCCAGUGCUCCCAGGGUGUUUGCAGUUGCCUUCCCUUGUACCAGGGUGACCCGUACGUGGGUUGCCGCCCAGAGUGCGUCUUGAGUACAGAGUGCCCUUGGAACAGGGCCUGCAUCCGCAACCGUUGCUUGGAUCCUUGUCCGGGAACUUGUGGAUCGGGAGCCACCUGCCAGGUGCACAAUCACUUGGCCAUGUGCCAGUGCCCAGAAGGUUACCAGGGCAAUCCGUUUGUACUCUGCCAGCCAAGACCACUCCAGGCGCCUGUGGAGCUUCAUCCCUGCCAGCCUUCGCCCUGCGGUCCCUACGGAGAAUGCCGCGAAGUCGGCUCGCAAGCUAUUUGCUCCUGCCUGCCCGGCUAUUACGGCAGUCCACCUGCCUGCCGACCAGAAUGUGUCAGCGAUCCGGAGUGUCCACCCAGCCUGGCUUGCGUGAAUCAGAAAUGCCGAGACCCGUGUCCCGGAGCGUGUGGCUACCAGGCUGUGUGCCACGUAAUUAAUCACAGUCCGCAGUGCGUGUGCCCACCUGGCUACACAGGAAGUCCGUACACCCAGUGCCAAUUGAUCAGGCAAAGCCCCCCUCCAGUCCAACGCGAACCAGUCGAUCCCUGCCUGCCAUCGCCCUGCGGAGCCCAUGCUCAGUGCAGCAAUGAAAACGGAAAUGCUGUUUGCCGCUGCCUGCCGGACUACUUGGGUAUUCCUCCGUACUGCCGACCCGAGUGCAUUGCCAACAGCGAGUGCCCCACCGACAGAGCCUGCAUAAAUCGCAAGUGCCAGGAUCCUUGUCCCGGACUGUGCGGCUUUAAUGCCAUUUGUCGAACAUACAACCACCAGCCAAACUGUGUGUGCGCUCCCGGUUUAGUGGGCAAUCCCUUCGGCUCCUGUUUGCCCCCUACACGCCCAGAGAUUCCACCAACUCCACCCACCACCGCCAUCCAAGUGCUCCAGUACAAUGAGCCGAUUCUCAAUCCAUGUGAGCCGAAUCCCUGCGGUGCCAAUGCCCAGUGUAAUCAACGGCAAGGGUCUGCCGCGUGUGUCUGUUUGCCCAACUACUUUGGAAACCCGUACGAGGCCUGUCGGCCGGAGUGCAUCCUGAACUCCGACUGUCCAUCGAGCAGGGCUUGUGUGCAACAGCAGUGCCGCGACCCUUGUCCCGGAACAUGUGGCCUUAACGCCGAAUGCUAUGUGCUCGAUCAUCUGCCCCAGUGCAGGUGCUUCAGCGGCUACACCGGCAAUCCCUUGGCCUACUGCGCACCCGUACCCAUUAUCCAACAAUGUAAGAAUGAAUGUAGUUCCCAGACCAAACCAUAUAUAUCUAACCUCUGGAUAUCUGCCCCAAUAGCUCCGGUAGCGCCCCUAACUCCUUGCGAUCCCUCACCCUGCGGUCCCAACGCCAAGUGCACCCCGUCAAACGACCAGGCGGUUUGCUCCUGUUUGCCAGAAUUCUACGGCACUCCACCCAACUGCCGACCCGAAUGCACUUUGAACUCAGAGUGCGCGUACGACAAGGCCUGUGUCAAUCAUAAGUGCGUCGAUCCCUGCCCGGGAGUUUGCGGCAUCAAUGCCGAGUGUCGGGUGCAUUAUCACAGCCCCAUUUGCUACUGCAUCGGUUCCCAUACAGGCGAUCCAUUUUCGCGUUGUUACGAGAUUCCAAAACGUAAGCAUGCCAUUCCAAGUGGUGGAAACACAACAGAUCCUAACGAAAACCAUUUGACCCUUUCCAUAGCUGUCCGACCUACCACCAUAUACGACACUCCCUCGCCUCCCUAUCCGGUUGCCAUACCUGGCCUGAUUCACACUCAACCACUGGGAAUAGUGAAUGUUCCAUCAGCACCCCAACCUGGAUACCCGUCACCUCAACCUCCGAUUUAUCAAGGAAACUAUCCAUCCCCACCGCCUUAUCAGCAGCCGGGAGUUGUGAAUAUUCCAUCUGUUGCACAGCCAAUUCCGGCAACGAGUCAACGGCCCAUCUUUAUUCCGUCGGGUGUCAUUCCAACAUCACCUGCCCCGCAACCUGGAAUAAUAAAUAUUCCGUCGGUGGCGCAACCAGCGUAUCCAACACCGCAACCUCCGGUUUAUGACGUGAAUUAUCCGACAAGGCCAAGUCCCAUUCCUCAACAACCUGGAGUGCUGAACAUUCCUUCUGUUCCCCAACCGACAUAUCCGUCACCUUAUCCGCCGGUAUAUGACGUCAACUAUCCAACACCAUCGCCACCAAGUCCACCUCAGCCGGGAGUAAUCAACAUUCCCUCCGUACCACAGCCAUCACCACCGGCGCCACUGCCUCCAGUGCUAAUACCAUCUCCUGUGAGCCCAAUACCCGCUCCCAAGCCAGGAGUAAUCAAUGUUCCGUCGGUACCACAACCGGUGCAUCCAACACCACAGUCGCCUGUUUACGAUGUGAACUAUCCCACAACUCCAUCACCGAUACCUCAACAGCCAGGAGUAAUAAACAUACCGUCAGUACCGCAGCCAGUGCAUCCAGCACCAAAUCCUCCGGUUUACUAUCCAACAACGCCGGCUCCGAUUCCUCAACCUCAUCCGGGAGUAGUUAAUGUUCCAUCAUACCCUGAACCGGUGCCACCUACCCCCCAGCCUCCGGUAUUUGUGCCGUCACCGCAGCAUCCAACCCCCGCCCCCAAGCCGGGAGUGAUCAAUAUUCCCUCUGUGGCGCAGCCAGCACAUCCAACUCCCCAGCCUCCAAUUUACGAUGUGAACUACCCAACGCCACAACCUGCUGUUCCGCAGAAACCUGGGGUUAUCAAUAUUCCAUCGGUACCACAGCCUAUACCGCCGGUUUCCCAACGGCCCGUGUUUAUUCCGUCACCUGUGAACUACACACCGGCCCCUCCUCCAGGAGUGGUCAAUAUUCCAUCGGCUCCACAGCCAGUGCAUCCAACACCUGCACCUCCUGUUAUUCAGCGACCCGCUAUAUACGAUGUCUAUUAUCCACCACCUCCAGCGAGACCAGGUGUCAUUAACAUACCAUCGCCGCCAAGGCCUGUGUACCCAAUACCCCAGCAACCAAUCUACGUCCCUGCGCCAGUUGUGCCUACCUAUGCACCAUCACCUGGAGUGAUAAAUGUUCCAUCGGUGCCACAACCCACUUAUCCACAACCGCAUCCACCGAUAAUCCACGAUGUCAGUUAUCCUGCACCACAGCCGACUCCACCAGCUCCUGGAAUUAUAAAUAUUCCGUCGGUGCCACAUCCCACACCUUCUCCAACUCCUGGUGUGAUUAAUAUUCCUUCCCAACCAUCGCCGCCGAUCGCGGUGCCCCAACCGGGAGUGGUGAACAUUCCAUCGGUUCCUCAACCGACCUAUCCACCCCAGAAUCCUCCGAUCUAUGAUGUCAGUUACCCGACACCACAGCCCACUCCUCCAGCUCCAGGAAUAAUAAACAUUCCAUCGGUGCCUCAACCAGUGCCAUCUCCAAUUCCUGGCGUGAUUAAUAUUCCUUCUCAACCAUCGCCGCCGAUCGCAGUGCCUCAACCGGGAGUGGUGCACAUACCAUCGGUUCCUCAACCUACCUAUCCACCACAGAACCCACCCAUUCAGACCGUCAGUUAUCCGUCGCCACAACCGACACCUCCGGCACCUGGAAUUAUAAAUAUUCCAUCGGUACCUCAACCCGUGCCGUCUCCAACUCCUGGCGUAAUUAAUAUUCCUUCCCAACCAUCGCCGCCGGUCGCCGUGCCUCAACCGGGAGUUGUAAACAUUCCAUCGGUUCCACAGCCAACAUAUCCACCUCAGAAUCCUCCGAUCUAUGAUGUCAGUUACCCGUCACCUCAGCCAACUCCCCCAGCGCCUGGAAUUAUAAACGUUCCGUCGGUGCCUCAACCAGUGCCAUCUCUAACUCCUGGCGUGAUUAAUAUUCCAUCCCAACCAUCGCCGCCGAUCGCUGUGCCUCAACCGGGAGUGGUGAACAUACCAUCAGUUCCUCAACCUACCUAUCCACCACAGAACCCACCCGUUCAGACCGUCAGUUAUCCUUCGCCACAACCGACACCUCCGGCACCAGGAAUUAUCAAUGUGCCUUCGGUACCUCAACCAGUGCCGCCUCCAACGCCGGGUGUUAUCAACAUUCCCUCGCAGCCAUCACCACCAAUCACGGUUCAAAAACCAGGAAUUAUAAAUAUUCCAUCGGUACCUCAGCCAACACCCUCCGCACCUCAGAACCCAAUACAGGAUGUUCAACAAGAAAUCCAGAGACCGCAGCCAACUCCUGGAGUGAUCAACAUUCCCUCGGUACCGCAACCUACAUACCCACCUCAACAGCCCAUUGUUGCUGAUGUCAAUUAUCCGACCCCGCGGCCAAGUCCUCCAGCUCCAGGCAUAAUUAAUAUUCCAUCGCAGCCUGCACCUCAACCUGGAAUUAUCAACGUCCCUUCAAUUCCGCUUCCAAUUCCCACCACUACUAAAUAUCCUGUGCAGGAUACACAACGCCCUCAACCAACUCCUGGCGUAAUCAAUGUUCCAUCUCUGCCGCGACCAAAUUACGAAGUGGCCAAGCCGCAAUUCGAGUUCAACCCGUGUCAUCCAUCGCCUUGUGGUCCGUAUUCCCAGUGCCACAAUCGCUUUGGAGCGGCGGCCUGCGUCUGCUUGCCCAACUACCAGGGAACUCCUCCGAACUGUCGACCGGAGUGCGUGGUCCAGUCCGACUGCCCGUCGUUCUUGGCUUGUAUCAAUGAAAAGUGCCGCGAUCCCUGUCCAGGAUCCUGUGCGUACAAUGCCGAGUGUCGUGUCCACGAUCACGUGCCCAGCUGUUUCUGUCGCUCUGGCUACACCGGAGAUCCAUUUGUUUCCUGCCAGCCCAUACCGAUAGCUCCAGUCCAGCGAGAGCCAGUUGAGCAAAAGGAUCCAUGCUAUCCGUCCAGAUGCGGACCGAACGCCGUGUGCAACAAUGGCCAAUGUAGCUGUAUACCAGAAUAUCACGGGGAUCCCUAUGUUGGCUGUCGACCUGAGUGCGUUCUCAACACGGACUGUGCCAGGGAUAAGGCUUGCAUCCGUCAGAAGUGCCGCGAUCCUUGCCCGGGCACUUGUGGCCUGAACGCAUUGUGCCAUGUCUACAACCACGUGGCCACAUGUACGUGCCCGGAGCAAAUGCAGGGCGAUGCCUUCGUUCGCUGCGAUCCGAUUCCCAAGCCCCUGCCUCCAGCCACAGCCCCACCGGCAACAACUUUGCCCGCUAUUGUGCCACAACGAACUCCUGUCAAUCCCUGCCGACCCUCGCCGUGUGGACCCAACGCCCAGUGCCGUGCUUACCACGAACAGGCCAUUUGCAACUGCCUGCCAGGAUACUUUGGUACCCCGCCCGCCUGCCGUCCGGAAUGCACCUCAAACUCGGACUGUCCCCUCGACAAGUAUUGUCUGAAUCUCAAGUGCCGCGAUCCCUGUCCCGGAGCCUGCGGUCUCCGUGCGAUCUGCCAUGUGCAGAACCACGGUCCGCUGUGUGUUUGUCCACCCGGUUUGACGGGCAAUCCCCUUCUAGCUUGCCAGCCCAUAGGUAGGCUCUACAAAAGCCCCAAAACCACAACUGAUCAUAACUCUAAUCUUGAUUUUUUAGUCUUGCCCCCUGUAGAACGCGAUGAAGUCGAUCCCUGCCAGCCCUCGCCUUGUGGGCCGAACUCCCAGUGCCAGGCCACGCCGGGCGGAGCACCUCGCUGCUCCUGCCUGCCCCAGUUCUACGGUACUCCGCCCUUCUGUAGGCCGGAGUGCGUCAGUAGUGCAGACUGCCCAGCGGACAAAGCGUGCCGCAACUACAAGUGCAUCGAUCCUUGCCCAGGCACCUGUGGUCACCUAGCUCUCUGCCGCGUGGUGGCCCACAGUCCCAUCUGCUACUGCCCCGAGGGCUACGUGGGCAAUGCCUAUAGUGUUUGCGUUCGCCCCGAACCACGUCCGCCUGUGGUCAAGUUUUCCGUGCCCUGCAAUCCCAGUCCCUGUGGCGGCAAUGCCCGUUGCUUGCCUCACAAUGACUUGAGUGUUUGCCAGUGCCUGCCGGGCUACUAUGGUAAUCCGUAUGAAGUCUGCCGACCCGAGUGCACUGUCAACUCCGACUGUCCGGGCGACAGGGCUUGCCAGAGCGAGAAGUGCCGCGAUCCUUGUCCCGGAGUGUGUGGCAUUAAUGCCCGUUGUCAGGCCAUAAAUCAUAGUCCGGUUUGCGAAUGCCAUCCGGGCUAUGUGGGCAAUCCCUACCAGAGCUGCCGCAUUCUGCAGCAAGAACCCACACCCCCGGAGUAUGUUAACCCAUGCCAACCGUCGCCGUGCGGCCCCAACUCCCAGUGUCGGGAGUCGCAGGGCCAGGCCAUCUGCUCGUGCCUGCCGGAAUUCGUGGGCACACCGCCCUCGUGCCGGCCGGAGUGCGUGAUCAGUGCCGAGUGCCCGGCGGACAAGGCGUGCAUCAACCAGAAAUGCCAGGACCCAUGCCCCGGAGCCUGUGGUCUCAAUGCCCAGUGCCAUGUGCGAAACCAUAGUCCGCUCUGCUCCUGCCAGCCCGGAUUCACCGGCGACGCUCUAACCCGCUGUCUGCCCAUUCCUCCGCCUCAACCACCCAAAUCGGAAGAAGUCCGCGAUCCCUGCUUGCCAUCGCCUUGCGGUCCCUACUCUCAGUGCCGUGUCGUCAACGGCGGAGCCAGCUGCAGCUGCCUGCCCAACUACGUGGGAGCGGCACCCAACUGCCGACCAGAGUGCACCAUUAAUGCGGAAUGUCCCAGUAAUCUGGCCUGCAUCAACGAGAAGUGCCGCGAUCCUUGCCCGGGAGCCUGUGGCUUUGCUGCCCGCUGCAGUGUCAUCAACCACACACCUAGUUGCUCCUGCCCAGCUGGCUACACGGGAGAUCCGUUCACCAGCUGCCGAUUACUGCCCCCAGUUGCUCCCCCGAAGAUUGAGUCCGAUCCCUGCCAGCCGUCUCCUUGUGGCGCCAAUGCUGUCUGCAACAAUGGACAAUGCUCCUGCCUGCCGGAGUACCAGGGCGAUCCCUACACGGGUUGUCGUCCGGAGUGCGUCUUGAACUCGGACUGCCCCAGGAACAGGGCGUGUGUGAACCAGAAGUGCGUGGAUCCUUGUCCUGGACACUGUGCCCCCAACGCUCUCUGCGACGCUGUCAACCACGUUGCCAUGUGCCACUGUCCCGAGCGGAUGACGGGCAAUGCCUUGGUGUCUUGCUCUCCGAUUCGCGAUGAACCUCCCAAGACGCCGCCGAAUCCCUGCCAGCCCUCGCCGUGUGGAGCCAAUGCCCAGUGUACGGAGAGGAAUGGAAAUGCCAUCUGCACCUGUCUGACCGGAUACUUUGGCCAGCCGCCCAACUGCCGCCUGGAAUGCUACUCCAGCUCCGAUUGCGCCCAGAUUCACGCUUGCAUCAACAACAAGUGUGUGGACCCAUGUCCGGGCAAGUGCGGUCUCAACGCCGUAUGCCAGGCUAUUCAGCACAGAGCCCACUGCGAGUGCACUCCGGGUUACACCGGAAACGCCUAUGCUCUGUGCCAGCCUAUCCCUAGGACACCGGAAAUAGUGCGUGAUGUGUGCUUGCCGUCCCCGUGCGGGCCGAACUCACAAUGCCGCGAUGUAAACGGUCAGGCGGAAUGUCGCUGUCUGCCGGAGUUCCAGGGCACACCGCCCAACUGCCGGCCGGAGUGCGUGAGCCAUGACGAGUGUGCCAAUACGUUGGCGUGUAUGAACCAAAAGUGCCGCGAUCCCUGUCCAGGAAGCUGUGGUCAGAAUGCUCUUUGCACUGUGACCCUGCACACGCCCAACUGCCAGUGCCCCGCUGGAAUGACGGGUGAUCCCUUCAGGCUCUGUCAACCUAUUCCCCAAAAUCUGCCCACUCCUCCGCCAACACCCAAGAAUCCCUGCUAUCCGUCACCCUGCGGGACCAAUGCCGUGUGCCGUGUCCAGGGAGAGAACUAUGUGUGCGAAUGCAGCCAGCGCGAAUACAUCGGCAAUCCCUACGAGGGCUGCCGUCCAGAAUGUGUUGGCAACUCCGAAUGUCCUGCCAACCAGGCCUGCAUCCGCAACAAGUGCCAGAACCCAUGCCCUGGAGUCUGUGGACUGGAGGCUAUUUGCAGCACCAACAACCACAUUCCCAUCUGCUCCUGCCCAGCUGGAUACACAGGCAAUGCCUUCGUCCAGUGUCAACGUCUACUGACUCCACCUCCGCCAUCGGAUCCUUGCUACCCCUCGCCCUGCGGCCCCAACUCCAUUUGCCGAGAGCAGAACGAGAAGGCGGUAUGCGAAUGCCUGCCAGGAUUCUUUGGAAAUCCGCUGGUCCAGGGCUGCCGACCGGAGUGUACUCUGAGCUCGGACUGUGCCAAGGAUCGGGCCUGCAUCAACUCCAAGUGCGUGGAUGCCUGUGUAGGCGAAUGCGGAUUCGGAGCCAUUUGCCAGACCAUCAACCACAGCCCGGUGUGCAGCUGUCCUGCCAACAUGGUGGGCAAUCCAUUCGUCCAGUGCGAGACUCCUCGCCAGGCGGAGCCAGUGGAUCCUUGCCAGCCGUCACCGUGUCGCAGCAACGGAAUCUGUCGCGUCCACAAUGGAGCUGCCACCUGCAGCUAUCCGGAGUGUGUGAUAAACGAAGACUGCUCCAGGGACAGGACAUGCGUUAGCCAGAAGUGCCGAGAUCCAUGCCUGAAUGCCUGCGGCAUCAAUGCCAUCUGUCGUGCCAUUAACCACAAGGCCGUCUGCAGCUGCCCACCGGACUUCUACGGCUCUCCAUACGCCCAGUGCUUGCGCCAGGUGCAGGAGAUCCAGCCGCCGAAGCCGGAGUGCAUUAGCGAUGGCGACUGCACCAACGACAAGGCCUGCAUCAACCAGGUCUGCCGUAAUCCCUGCGAGCAAUCGAAUCUCUGCGCCGCCCAGGCCCGUUGCCACGUCCAACUGCACCGUCCAUUGUGCGUCUGCAACGAGGGAUACACCGGAAACGCCCUGCAGCACUGCUAUCUCCUGGGAUGCCGAUCCGACGGAGAGUGUGCUGCUACGGAAGCCUGUAUUAACGAGAAGUGUGUCGAUCCUUGCGGAUUUACGCAGUGCGGAACCGGAGCCAUCUGUCGUGCGGACUUCAAUCACCGUGCCAGGUGUCACUGUCUGGAUGGAUACCGCGGCAAUCCUCUGGUGCGCUGCGACCGUCCCGAGUGCCGCUCGGAUGACGAAUGCGCCUUCCAUUUGGCCUGCCGCAAUGAAAGAUGUGAGGAUCCUUGCAACUGCGGCAUCGGCGCCCAGUGCCGCGUGGACAUCCACCGUGCCCAGUGCCGCUGCCCAGCCGGAUUUAGUGGCAACCCAGCCGUAAGAUGCGACCUGAUACCUGCACAGCCGGAGGGUUGCACCAUGGAUGCGGAAUGUCCGAGCAAACUGGCCUGCUUCGGCGGCGAGUGCAAGAACCCGUGCUCUGUAACUCAUCCAUGCGGUGCCAAUGCCAUCUGCGAGGUGGUGGAUACCCUGCCCCUGCGCACCAUGAUCUGUCGCUGUGAGCCUGGUUAUGUGGGUGAUGCUGACAUUGGAUGUCGCAAAGAACCCGCUCGAGACCAAGGCUGCACAUCGCACGAUCAGUGCCAGGACACGGAAGCCUGCCGCGGUGGCAACUGCGUCAAUCCCUGCCUGGAUGCCUCGCCGUGUGCCCGCUCUGCCCAUUGUCUGGCCCAGCAGCACCGCGCCAUUUGCAGCUGUCCAGAGGGAACCCAAGGAGAUCCGUUUACCAACUGCUACCAGCCUCCUCAAAUCACAGCCGGAUGUACCCAUGACUCUGAAUGUCCACCCAACGCAGCCUGCAUCAACCAGCGUUGCCAGGACCCUUGUGCCGAGGCCAAUCCUUGUGCCGGCAAUGCCGAGUGUCGUGUGCAGAACUACCGACCGAUUUGCUUCUGCCCAGCUGGCUGGGGAGGUGACCCACAAGUCCAAUGCUACAAACCUGAGUGCAAGAUCAAUGCCGACUGUCCUUACGACAAGGCCUGCCUGAACGAGAACUGCGUCAACCCAUGCACCCAUGGACAGGUCCGAUGCGGCAGUGGCGCCCAGUGCCUGCCGCAGAAUCACCAAGCCGUGUGCAGUUGUCCGGCCGGAACCCAGGGCAACCCCUUCGUCUCCUGCAUCACCGGACACUGCCAGUACAAUGAGGAUUGUGCCGAUCACGAGGCCUGCGACCGUCUGAACCGAGUCUGCCGUCCAGUUUGCGAACAGGAGACAUGUGCCCUCAACGCCAUCUGCGUGGGUCGUCGCCACCAGCCACAAUGCGAGUGCCGUCCUGGUUACAGAGGCAAUCCGUUCGUCCAAUGCGACAUCCCACAGAUUGCCCCGCAGCCCCAAUGCACCCAGGAUGCCGACUGCCCAUCCAAGUUGGCCUGCAUAAAUGAGCGAUGCGCCGAUCCGUGCGCCACUCCUCAUGUCUGCAGUCCACAACAGACCUGCAACGUCCUGGAUACCCUGCCUCUACGAACCAUGAUCUGUAAGUGCCCCAGCGACACGGUAACGGACACUUCUGGCAACUGUGUGCCCAUCAAGCGCCCAGUGGUCACCACUGGAUGCCAGCACAACUCGGAGUGUGCCAACCCUGAGGUUUGCUCAAAUGGAAACUGCCUGGAUGCCUGCCGAUUGGAGAGAUGCGGGGUGAAUGCCCAAUGUACUGCCCGGGAUCAUUAUGCCCAGUGCAGCUGCCCCAAGGGCUUCCAGGGCAAUCCCCGCAUUGAAUGCUACUCAACCGAAGUGGGUCGUCCAAGAGUUCCGGAGCCAGUUUGCACCCGCGAUGACGACUGUCCCAGGGAUAAGACCUGCCGCAAUGAGCUGUGCGUGAAUCCUUGUGCCGCCGAUGCCUGUGGAAUUGGUGCCUACUGCCAUGUGCAGCAGCGCAAGGCUAUCUGCCGCUGCCCACCAGGCUACUCCGGUAAUCCUCAGGAGAGAUGCCUGCCACCCUCGGAUGUUAUCACCGUGGGAUGCAAGUCCAAUGCCGACUGCCCGGCAAGCGAAGCCUGUAUUAACACCCAGUGCGCCAGUCCCUGCAACUGUGGACCCAAUGCCGAGUGCUCGGUGAAGAACCACCACCCCGUUUGCUACUGCAAGCCAGGCUUCUCUGGCAACGCCCAGUUCGGAUGUUCCCCGAUUGGUUGCCAGUCGGAUGACGAGUGCAGCGAUGACAAGCAGUGUCUGAAUCGGGAGUGCGUGAGUCCUUGCUUGGUCACAGAUCCGUGCGCCCUGAAUGCCGAGUGCUAUGGCCGCAACCAUCGUGCCAACUGCCGCUGCCCCGUCGGACUGGAGGGUGAUCCUUUCGUGCGCUGCCUCCGUCUGGAAUGCCACUCUGACUACGACUGCGCCUCCAACCUGGCCUGUGUGUCCAACCAGUGCGUGAAUCCAUGUGGCCAGCAGAAUCCUUGUGCCCAGAACGCCAUCUGUCAGGCCCUGCAGCAUCGCGCUGUGUGCCGUUGCCCAGACCAACUGCCUAUUGGAAAUCCGCAUGCCUACUGCGAACCGCGACCCGUGGAGCCAGUGUGCCGAGACGAUGGAGAUUGCCCCAGCGGAUUGGCGUGCAUCGACGUCAAGUGCCAAAACCCAUGCACAGUACUCUCACCUUGCGCCCGCUCGGCUCAGUGCAGUGUCCUGGACAGCGUUCCGGUGCGAACCAUGGUCUGCGAGUGUCCCGAAUCCCAGGUGCCCGAUGCCAGCGGUGAAUGCCGCAAGCUGGUACUGCAAAGCCCGCCGGGCUGCGAGAGCGACCACGACUGUCCGGACCAGGAGGCCUGUAUUCAUCGCCAAUGCCGCAAUCCUUGCAACUGUGGCACCAACGCCAUCUGUCAAGUGACCCAGCACCGCGCAGUGUGCAGCUGCCAAGACGGCUUCGAGGGCAAUCCCUAUGCUGCCUGUCGCUCGAUCGGAUGCCGAGUGGAUGGAGAGUGCGACUCAGGAAAGGCCUGCAUCAACGGCGACUGCAUCAACCCGUGCCUGAUCAACGACCCCUGCGGUCCCAAUGCCGAGUGCUACGUCCAGUCCAACAGGGCUCAGUGCCGCUGCCUGAGUGGCUACCGAGGCAAUCCCUACGAGCGCUGCCGCGUCAUUGGCUGCAGCAGCAACAACGACUGCCCCACGGACAAGACCUGCCAGAACGAACAGUGCGUCAAUCCUUGUGUCUACCACAACCCAUGUGCUCCGCGAGCGGAAUGCCGACCUCAAAACCACUUGGCUGUGUGUCGCUGUCCGGCCGACUUCCUUGGCAAUCCCUAUGUGGACUGCCGUCCUCCGCCGCAACCCAUCUGCCAACUGGACACGGAUUGUCCCGCCCGACAGGCCUGUAUCAACGAGCAGUGUGUGGAUCCCUGCCAAGUCCUGGAACCUUGCCAACGACCUGCACAAUGCCAGGUGACGCCAACGUCGCCUGUGCGCACCAUGAUCUGCAUCUGUCCGGAUGGCUACAUCAGCAGUGGAAGUGGUAGCUGCAAGCCCACCACAGGAAUCACAAAGGUGGGUGGUUGCAUCUCAGACUCGGACUGUCCCGCGGACAAGUCUUGCCUGAACGGCGUCUGCCGAAAUCCGUGCAACUGCGGACUGAACGCCGAAUGCCGCAUCAAGGACCAUAAGCCAGUGUGCACCUGUCGCCAAGGAUACGAGGGCAACCCCGAGUUCGAGUGCGCCAAGAUCGAAUGCACGAUCAACUCUGAUUGUCCCGGAACACAUGCCUGCCGCAACCAGCUUUGCGUCCCUGCCUGCCAGGGUGAGCAGUGCGGCACCAACGCCCAGUGCCUGGCCAUCGAACAUCGCGCCGUUUGCGAGUGUAUCCCUGGACAUGGUGGAAACGCCAGAAUUGCUUGCACUCCGCUGGGCUGUCGCACCGACGACGAAUGCCCCACGGACAAGGCCUGUGUUAAUGGCAAGUGCAAUGAUCCUUGCGCCACCACCGCCAUUUGCGGCCAUGACGAACUCUGCAAGGUGUACCAACAUAGACCUCAGUGUGCCUGCCCACCAGGAACUGUGCCCGGAAAGAAUGGCUGCGAAUCGGAGCGUCACGUUCCGAUCUGCAUCAGUGAUGCGGACUGUCCCAGCCAACGAGCCUGCCUGCGUGGAGAAUGUGUCAGUCCCUGCAACGCCACCCAGCCAUGCGGAGUGAAUGCCGAGUGUCACGUGCGAGAUACCCUUCCUGUGAGGACCAUGAUCUGUGAGUGCCUCGAGGGAUACACCGGCAAUGCUGCCGUGCAGUGCGACAAGCGAUCCCUGUGCGUCAUCGAGAAGGGCUUCGUGCGCGACGUGGAUGGCCAGUGUGUCUGUCCUCCGGGAACCGCCCUGGAUGUCUACGAAUACUGCACACCGUGCCUGGUGGAACAAGGAUUCCGCAUCGACGAAACCGGUCACUGUGUGUGCGCCCUUGAGCGCGGCAUGGUAAUCGACGAACGCGGACGCUGCACUUGUCCAAUCGAACUUGGCUACCGCCUGACACCGCGCGGAGAAUGCCAGCCGGACGAGCCACCAGAGUGCACCAGCAACGACCAGUGUGCCGACAACCGCUACUGCAACCUAGACACCAAGACCUGCGAAGAUCCUUGUCUCACCAAGGUGUGCGGAGUAAAUGCCUUCUGUAAUGCCGUCAACCACCGCGCCCAGUGCCAGUGCAUUACUGGAUACACUGGUAAUCCGGAGCUGCACUGCAACCACACCAACUUCCGUACCGACUUCCCGCGACCCGACAUGGUGGUCAGUUGUCUGGCCGAUGGUGUCCAAGUGGAGAUCCAUAUCACCGAGCCUGGUUUCAAUGGAGUGCUCUAUGUGAAGGGCCACAGCAAGGACGAGGAGUGUCGCCGCGUCGUGAAUCUGGCCGGAGAGACAGUGCCGCGCACUGAGAUCUUCCGCGUUCACUUUGGAAGCUGCGGUAUGCAGGCAGUGAAGGAUGUGGCCAGCUUCGUGCUGGUCAUCCAAAAACAUCCCAAGCUGGUGACCUACAAGGCUCAGGCUUACAACAUCAAGUGUGUCUACCAGACUGGCGAGAAGAAUGUCACAUUGGGCUUCAAUGUCUCUAUGCUGACCACGGCUGGAACCAUUGCCAAUACCGGACCACCGCCCAUCUGCCAGAUGCGCAUCAUCACCAACGAGGGCGAGGAGAUCAACUCUGCCGAAAUCGGCGACAACCUCAAGCUGCAAGUGGAUGUGGAGCCAGCCACCAUUUAUGGAGGCUUUGCCCGCUCCUGUAUUGCCAAGACCAUGGAGGAUAAUGUGCAAAACGAGUACCUGGUGACGGAUGAAAACGGAUGUGCCACAGACACCAGUAUCUUCGGAAACUGGGAGUACAACCCGGACACCAACAGCCUGCUGGCCAGCUUCAAUGCCUUUAAAUUCCCGUCCAGCGACAACAUCCGCUUCCAGUGCAACAUACGCGUCUGCUUUGGACGCUGCCAGCCUGUCAACUGCGGCGGCUAUAACGCCUUCGGACGUCGUCGCCGCUCCAUUGCCGAUAACUCCACCGAUUCGACCGCCAUUGCCACCAACUCGGGUGUGGAGGGUCAGCUGCGCGAAGAGAUCACCAUUUCGUCGAAUGCCAUCCUGACGUUCGAGAAGCGCAGUGGACCGGGACUAAAUGAUGCCAAUAUCAAACCGGCGGCUCAGCGUGUAGAAGACAUUUGCGUCUCGAUGGUGGGUCUGAUCAUCGCCCUGGUCAUCACGGCUCUGCUGGCUCUCGUAGCCGUGGCCGUAGCUGUGUCCUGCUGGCUAAUGGCCUACCGAAGACGCCCCAAGACCAUCGCUCCGUUGCCCCAUCCGCCGGAGUUCCCCAACCCGCUGUUCGCCAAUCCGGACGCUGUGCCAGAGCCCACACCGGAUUACCUGUCCUAAACGUAACGUAACCAUACACUGACAUACAAAACACAUCUAGCUAUAUCUUUAGACUUUAAGAAAACCGAAUUGGUAAAGAAAUGCAAAUGAAAACUAUGUGAAUAUUUGAAAGGCACGUGCAAAAAGUUAUGCAAAAUGCAACAAAGAAUAUGUUAAUCGCGAAAUAAUUUAAAAACUACCAGAAAGAAAAACAAAAGUUCAGUUGUGAGCUGAGAGCAAACGAAACUUUAAUGGAAUGAAAUUGUAAAAAGGAAAAAAUAUGAAAAGCGAAGCGAAAAUAAUUUAGUAGAAUAAGAAAAUAAUUUUAUUAAUUGUAUUAACGUUAAUAGUAUUCUCCUUCCACUAAUAUGAGAAUUCCGCGUAGUGUUUGUACGUUUAGCUGCCCAUAAGAUUUAGAAAAGAGAGAAUAACUGCCAAACAGACGCGAGGAAAUCUUCUAGAAGCUACAAACGAAUUCUCGUCCUCUAACGACAACUUCUUCAUUAGUCGGAUACCAAUAUUAAUAUUGUUAUGUGUACAACUAAAGACUUCCUAUAUGAAUAUUUUUAGGGUGUGGGUUAGCAGCAACGACACUUUGUAUUAUAGCACAGACACACUGCAAACUACUUCCUGUAUAAUUUAAACCGAGAACUCAACUCGCCUGUUUAAAAUUGAAAACUGCCUUUGAUUUCCAACAAGACCAACCAGAACAAUGCACCCCAAAAUACUCUCUAGCAGUAUGUAAGCGUUCAAUGGUGGAACAUUUUCCCCCAGCCCCGGCUAUAACCACUGGACAAUAUAUUUCAAUAUAUAUCCCAGAUGGCUUAUAAAUCUCAAAACACACACACACUCAAAAGAACAGACCAGACCCGGGGCUCGGAGGAUAUAUCCAUCGAAUCGUUAGAAUCAGACAAAACUAUAACUGCCACUGAGGCGUGAAUCGCGCACAAAAGAUACUAAGAUCUAAUGCAUAGGAAACACUAGGUUUGUUUUAAUUUUAAUUGCAACGACGACGACUAAUGGAGGAUUUGAUAUUGACCACUGUCCCUCGACCACUUUUACAACACUCUACUACUAUUAUUAUACUACUACUACUAUGAUUAACCAUUAUUUUUGUAGUUUUUUAGUCAAUUAAUAUUAAAUUGUUGUGAUUGUUUUUAAUGCAAAAGAGAUACUUCCACUAAACUUACUAAUGUGUAGAGACAAAAGUAUAGAGAGUACUUAAAAAGGCAACGAACCAGCGCCCAGUAUCCGGAUCCUGUAGCUUUUGCCAUCCGGAAGAGGGCGCUGCUGUCAACGCGCCGGAAACUAUGCAGCGAAUUUUCGUUUCCGGCGCCCGUUUACGCAGCGCUUCUGUCCCUGAUGCGAGCAAGCUGCGGGAGCUUAUUCGGAACCUGGCCUGGAUAAUUAAAUUAUUAAAAAUGAAGUUUUAAAUUAAUAUUAUUAAACGUAAACAAAAUGUAUAGUCACUACUUUAAGCCGAAGCAGAAGCAGAAAAGAAACAGAAAUUUCUUUUAGAAAAAUACCAUGAAUAAUGAACUCGCACUCAGACACGUACACAAAGAGACAGAAUUUGUAAAUAAUACACGGGCAAAAAUAACUCUAUGGUAUUUUUAGUAGCGCAUUAUUGUGUAUAGGUUUCCCCCCCUUUUGACUCUCAAAUCCGAACUCUACUUAGCCAGGCAUAAAAUUAUUUUCUUAAUAUCCAUAACCCAGAAACGGGUACUUCUGAAAGAGUACUCGAGCAAGUGCACAAAUCUUAAAAAAGCAUCAUCGUUCACAAUUACCAAACACUUUUAUUUUUCUUUACAACAACCGUAUAAAACAAAAAAAAAUAGAAUUAAAUUUGAUUCUAGACGAAACUUUUUGCACUGGCAGCAAAUAUAAAAAAGGACAUGAAUAUUGUAAAAAGAAAACAAUAGUUAAAUUGUACUUAUAAA